GACACAUACGGGCGCUUUACGUCUCAGCCGUUAAGCAAUGGAGAUGACAAUACUGAUAUGAGAUAACUGAGCACUGAAACGCUACUUUCAACAAUUUUGUCGACCUGAAGGCGUUUUAUUCCGACAGAGCGUGAUUCAGCCACUUUGCCAACCUUUCGCCCGUUGUCACGGCAAAGUGAAGUAUUUAACUCACACUCAGUGUACCUCAGUGAGGCGAGAAAGCGACGAGAGCCAGUGGAAGAAGAAGAAGAAGCUUUUAGCCAGUCAUUGCUAUGGCCUCCGAAAGCGGCGAGAGCAACAUGGACAGAGAGAUGAUUCUGGCCGACUUUCAGGUGUGUGUUGUUUGUUCAUCUCAAAUAUUAGCUUCAAUGCCUCGCACAGCGUUGUGGUGUUGUUUUUGGCCGGUGUCAGCAGCAGUACACACGACCUGACCUGAGCUGAGCUUUUCUCUCAGAGGCUAACUCGCUGAGCUAACUAUCUGACAGCCUUGUUGACUAGAUCCUAAAUAUCAUUAUGAAGCUGUUGCCAAGCUAGCCAGAAGAUCCACUCAAAGAGAACCAACAACCACAAAUGAAUCCCCCAUGAUGUACGUAUGUUUGCCUGCAUAUCAUGCAACGACAAGAUAGGAAGCUAAAAGAAGAGCUGCGGUCUUCACGACACACUCAACUUGUUGUUGUCAGGUGUCUCUAUCAGGAGUUAAAGCUCUAACCAGGCGGCUGAAUUUUUUUAUCCACAUGCCAGUAUGGUGCAUGUUGAUAUUAAGAUUACUCAAAUACAUCAAGUACACCGACCAGCCUCAAUGUGUCAGAUACCUGGGGAACCUGAGAGAGAGAGCGAUAUUGUUUAUACGAUCAAAUAUACAAACAGCACAGUUUUAGACAAGAAAUUUACCUAUUUUUGGAGAUUGAAAAAGAGUAGGUAGAAGUUAUUUAGCUUAUUUGUACCUACCCUCAUUCCUUCCAAUUCGUUCACUUUUUACAUGUCUCUAGAAUUUUAGAUUUUCUUAAGUCGCCAAAAGUAACCAAAGCUCCAAUGUCUAACAUGAAUAUGUAACAAAUCAAUAAUACUGACACAAAGACCUUAUAUGUACAUAUAUACACCCAUACCUACAUAUAUACACGUAUAUACAGUACAUGCCAAAAGUUUGGACACACCUUCUCAGUCAGUCUUUUCUUUAUUUUUUUAUAUGACUAUUUACAUUGUAGAUUAUCACUGAAGGCAUCAAAACUAUGAAUGAACACAUGUGGAAUUUUGUACUUAUAAAAAAAGUGGGAAAUAACUAAAAACACGUUUUAUAUUCUAGUUUCUUUAAAGUAGCCACCCUUUGCUCUUGAUGACAGAAGUACUUAGUGACUGUUUCUGUCAUCUGUUUUCUAACCCUGACAAGGCACACAUGUGAAGUAGAAACCAUUUCAGGUGACUACCUCAUGAAGCUCAUUGAGAGAACAGCAAAAGUUUGCAGCGCUAUCUGAAAUAUAAAACAUGUUUUCAGUUAUUUCUCAAUUUUUUCUGAAGCACAUGAUUCCACAUGUGUUUAUUCAUAGUUCUGAUGCCUUCACUGAGACUCUACAAGUUAAAUAGUAAUGAGAAUACAGAAAAUGCAUUGAAUGAGAAGGUGUGUCCAAACUUUUGGCCUGUACUGUACACACAAAUAUGUGCUUCAUAGAUAUACCUAGGAAACUUCACAUCUCUCAUUUGUACCAUACCCAUAUACAAUAUAAUAAGUGUGACAAAACGAAAAUCACUUAUAUAAGUAUUUUCUGAUCAUACUUUGCUUUAAUUUACUUUUAAACUGUGCUAUUGUUUUGCUUUGUUUAGCAAGCUGUUCCAUAGCUUUACCCCCAUAACAGAAAGACACAUGCUUUCUAGUGUUGUACGAACGCCUGGUUGUUUUAAAUUUCGUUCCCCUCUUAAUACAUACCUGCCCUCUCUUCUACCAAACAUUUUCUGUAAAUUACUAGGGAGUAGAUUGUGGCUUGCUUUGUACAUUAUCUGUACAUUUCUAAAUUCAACUAGAUUGGCAAAUUUUGAUACACAGUUGACAAACAGUUCAUUAGUAUGAUGGAAGAAUCCUACCUUGUUAACAGUCCUUAUUUUAGAGACCUCCUACAUCUUUAACAUUUGCUGACAUGCUCAGACAGGUGAUAAUUAUGCCUUGAAUUGAUUGUUAAAGUUGUGGAGGGUGUUGAUGUUCUGGAGUGCUUUAUAUUGAAAGACUUUCCUCAUAUUUUACUUUUAAGUGGAUAUCUUUCAAUUGAACACACUCCAGUAAAUCAAAUCAAAUCAUCAAAUCAAAUUUUAUUUAUAUAGCGUCAAUUCACAACAGUCCUCAUCCCAAGACGAGCAGGUCUAGACCACACUCAUUGUUUGAUGAAUUAUCAAGACCCAACCUAAGAUGGGAUUUGGCCCAUCUCAUCUAACAUAAGUAACAGUGGCAAGGAAAAACUUCCUUUUAACAGGCAGAAACAUUGGGUAGGACCAGACUCUUGUUAGACAGCCACCAGGCCGCUGCUGGCUGCUCCAGUACAUCACCACCACUCACCAUGUCAUCAGCGAUAAACGGGGAGUACAAUAAUUACCUGUCUGAUAUCAUGUCAACAAAAGUGAAAAAUUAAAGCUGCUUGAAAGUAUUGCUUGGGUAUCCAUAAUGUAAUUGCUGGUUAGUGUAUAAUUCACAGAUUUUGGUCAAAUAGCCAAUGCAACACGCAGACACUAUGAAAAUAUUGCUGUGGAUGUUAGUGUGAAAACAAAUAUGCAAUCUUAUAAGAUAAACACAGAAUAGAUCUAUUACCAAGCCAUUGCUGCCUUCCUCUAUGACACUUCUCAUUGUUAGUUCAUAGGGCUCAGACUCUUUUAGUCCAUGACCUUACCCAAGUCAAGUCUCUGCAGGACACAAACCCUUUCAACUUUUGUACCUUAUUCCAAGGACCCAAAUAAGGUUUACUUGUGUCUGAGCUUCUUAUCCUCUCCAUUUAUGCAAUAGAUUUUUGUAGCUGCAUGAGAUUUUUUUUGAAAGACACAUCAGAUACAACUUGGCACAAUGUAUCCUUAUUUUUUUUGGUGUUACUUUGGGAGUUUAGAUAAGCAUUGGGACAUUAAAUAAGUAACAAAAGUCAACCUGAAAUAGCAAUGUCUUAUAAGUAAUAACAGCAGUUAUAGGUCAAACUAAGUAACUAUCUGGCAUACAAACAGGUUAAAAGCCACACAAUGUUAUAAAUAUCUCUGAUCUUUCCUGCAGUUAUUAUUAACCAUGAGGAAACUUGCACUACCUUGCCAAGGGGAAACAAAACAAGCAUGUCAGAAGACACCAGAAAUGAAUGUGAAGUAGCAUCCAACAGUAACAUAAAGCAGGCAUGCAGCACUGUGAAGAAAAUGAUUCAAACACUUAUAUUAGACGAUGCUUCAUAUAAUAACGCUGACUGUAGAAUAUGAUGUCUUGGACUUUAGAUUUUUAUACCCUAGUAAGAAUAUAAAGGGGUGAAUUUGAGAUUUGUUAAAAUGUGUGUAUCCUGAACAACUUUGCAGUAAACUAACCUGUUUACACAAUGCCACAUGUUUUAAGCAUGCUCCACCAAGAUUAAAAUAUAUCAAGUAUAACUCAAAGGAAAUCAGUGGCUUUUUGUAACAUCACUGUGUGUGGGGCUUUUGCCACAACUUUAAGUUUUGCUGAUAUGGACAGUGGAAGAGUAGUUAAAUUUAUCCUUUGAUGUCUUUCUUUCAUUUUGUUUCUUAUUUUUCAGUGAAGUGUAUUUUCAUGUUAUAGCAGAUCAAAAUGUUUCAUGAAAAAAAAAAUUCAUACAAUGCUUUCUCUGUGUAAUUCUUCUCUCCUUGUUUAUUUCCCUCCAUCAGGCUUGCACUGGAAUUGACAACAUUGCAGAAGCAAUCACUCUGUUAGAGCUUAAUAACUGGGAUUUAGUGGUAAGUUCAUUAUCUGCAGGCUUUUGGGUUUUGGUCUUUGACAGGCAGGACAUCUAGAGAAUGAGUUCAAGAGGGCAGUAAACAUCCAGUGAGGAGCACUCCCUGUUAUUCUAUUAUGACCAAAGCAUUCCUUCAUUUUGGCCUGAUAGAUGUCUUGUUACUUAAGCAGUGUCUCUUGACCCUUACUACCUUUCAGUGCAGUGACAGAAAAAUAUGUCAGAGGAAGGGUGUCAUUGGGUAGAGAGACACUGUAAGAGCAAAAGUCUCCUGCCAGGUUUGUAUGAAGUCAUGAUGAGUCAAAACGAGGAAACCUUUACCUCGCAGUACAUGUCAGAAGGGGUCAGACUAUAAUUAGACCAAUGCUGGCGGUAGUUCAAAGCAGACGGCAGCAGCACUCCAAGCAGUGGCAGGACAGAUGGUGGGGCCUGGAAUCACUGCACCUGUAAAUCUAAUGACUUGCAGUUCCCCUGCAAUGACAGGUAGUUUUCUAAACAACAACCAAUUUAAUGUUUGGAUGUAAAGUUGAAAAACAUAAUUUAUAAAAAGAUAAUCCACCAAAGAUCUAUAUCCAGUAGCAAUAUUCUAUGUAGGAUACCAUUUAGUGAAGUCUAACUCCGUCUAAGAUAUAGAAAUUCCUGUCAAAGUUUGCUCAUGAACUCCUACCUAGCCAAGUGGUAACCUUCCUUGGUACAUUAUUUCAAGGGGACCAAGGGCUCUCUUCUUUCCUAAAAGAAUUUUUUAAUCCACAGAAGGUAUUGGAUAGAGGAAGUAUUUUAUAGUAUUGUAAAAGUAAAAAAAAAUUAAAAUGGGGUAGAAGUUUAAGAUUUAAUCUAAAAUGGGUAGGAAAAAGGAGUAGACUGUUUGUUUUAACACUGUUCUACUCAUAUGUCUCUUAAACUAAAUCCAAAUAUGGAACUCAGCCAUCAUUAAGGUGAUACCCCCCCCUGUCAUUCAUGCAGUAUUUCCUCCUUUCAACACUAAAAGGAUGUGACUGACCUUAUUUAGCUUGUUUUGCUGUGAUAGUAGUGAGUGUUCGAGCGUAAUCCAAACAAUUGUCCAUUCAAACAAAAGCUCAGGGCUGACAGUGUUUACUGUCAUGUUUGUCCUUUUAGCUUUCUUUGUGCUCAUCUGCCUCUCUGUUUGAAUUCUCCAUCUUUCUCUGUCACAAUCUGAGGUGGUGAAGGUGAAGCCUGAAUGAUAUUUUUACUAAACAAACAAAAGGAUUGAUGGUGAUGGUCAGAGAGUAAUAAGUCUGUCCCUGUUACAGAGUAAAUCUAACUCAUUGUUUACUUUGUGCAGUCUUGUCUUUAUAUACAUGGGAAGUGUCCCUGAACCAAAGUUUAUUGAAGUUUAAAGAUACAAAGCAGCGAUCCAAGUUAUUGUUUGAAAAGAAGGUUGUGUUGUAAAAUCUCAAACUUUUACAAGAAAAGGACAACUCUAUUACAUCCUGUAAUAUACUUCUCCUGUCAUCACAGGCAGCCAUCAACGGGGUGAUACCACAGGAGAAUGGGAUCUUACAAAGGUAAUGCCCACAUUGACGUAUGUUUUCGACAAAUUUGUGCAUCAGGUGACCUCUUAACUGUAAAUUAAUGUUACCUGUUACCUAGGGGGAUGCAUAGCUAGCUAUGUGACGAGCUUGUAUGUGACUUAGCAGCACACUUUUGUCUUUUUCUAUUGCAAUGCUUUUAUGAUGAUGUGAUGAAGAAAUAAAAAAAGAAGAGUGAGCCAGUGCUACUGUCAGCAGCUUCGGUAAAGAGCAGUAGGCCUCAUUCACCGUCUGUUCUUAAACAUUGUUCUUAAAACCUACUCAUGAAGUUUGAAGAUGAUUCUGACAUUCACCAAUUUUUGUUUUUUAUCUUAAAUUUGUUCCUCGCUGAGAAGAGAAUUGAAGAACACUAAUGGGCGUGCUUAUGCAUAUUUUAGUUCUGAUAUGUCAGAGCAAAGUUAUUGUUAAUAAACCAUGGUGUUUUCCUUCAUUUAGUACCAUAAAAGUUUUGAAAGACAUUUACAUAUACACAAUCAAAAUGCAGUCAUUCUUGCAGAGUUUGGUUUGAACUGCAGAGUGUUAAAUUAUAAAUAUGAAAUAGGGACUCAGACAGGAUAGAAAGCAAUCAGUAUCAGACCAGAAUCAGCCGUUAUGUGGGCCUACAUGCAUUAAGUGCUCAGUAUUGAUCUUAUAAAUGAAGAUUACAGACAAAAAAUAUAGGCAACAACUUCAAUAAUAUAUGAUGAAAUGAAACCUUAUUUUCACCGAUAAUAACUUACCCUUACAUACAGUUCUUUAAUAGCUAAUCUGUCACGUGUCAACAUUAUUUUUGGUCACAUCUUUUAGAAUAAAAUCACUGUCAAAUUAUCUUGACUAUGAGUGAAAAAUUUGAGACUAAUGUGUCCUGUCUCCGGCAAUUUUAACCUCAGAAUUAAUGCUCUUGUUUCAUUUCAUCUGGUGUGUGUCUUGUUCUGAUUAUAGUGCAGUGUUUUUGAUGAUGGUGUUUUUAGAUAUCACUUCAUUCACUACUGGGGCUGCAAAAUAUUAACAAGUAAUCUGUACUGCUUGUCUGUGCUUCCCCCCAGCAGCACUACCUCAGUUACAAAACAACUAAACUACCUUUUUACUGAGCGGUCGGUUUAUAGUUUAAUGUGCACAUUUGUAUCUUCACUUCUGGAGGUCUUUUUCUGUAGGUCCUGUUCUUCUUCUUCUUCUUCUACUUCUUUGUGUACUAAGCACUCAGCACACAGCACAGGUUCAUCCAAAGGAAUACGCUUAUGCUAAUUGGGAACAUUGAGCACAACCUUCAAACUUACAAGGACAUCAAAUUCAGCAUUUUAAGACAGACACAAACAGACACAUACAGACACAAACACUUCUGCUGUUAAAGAACCAUUCAUGAACCCGACUCAGAAUUCUCUUUGACGCUUUCUUUAGGAUAAGUUUGAGAAAAUCAAGAGGAGGUGUUGGUGAAUGAAGCCCUUUGUGCCUGUGACAGUAGUGUGAAUCUACAGGCAGACAUUCAAGGAAAGUAGCCACUAAACAGUGCAGGAAAUGUGAGACUGCAGCCUGAUUGUAUUAGCAGGAAACUGAACUCCUCACCUUGGUAAUGACCUGGCAAUGUGAACUUGCAGUUGAGCGUCUGCCCUGAUGUUUCCAUGGUCUUAGAUUUUACCUUGAUUAUAGUGAGUAUGCUUUGUACGGGACUUCAGCUGUGUCGCCUGCUUCUUUAAUGAAUGUUACCAAAUGUAAAUGUUCAAUCUACAAGGAAGCCCCGUUUCAUAGAUACCCUCAGUACUUGUUCCUACUUAAUGCAUAAACAGAUGCUUUCAGGUCACUGCUUCAGCUGUGGAUUCUAUUCUGCUGUGUGAUAAAGAAAUAAUAUAAAAGACACUGCAAGCUUUCUGCCAGGAGUGGAGUUGUGAACAGUCUCUGGGUUGAAAAGGUUUCUUUAAGAGGCUUGGAAAGCUUCACUUUCCUUCAACGGUUAGUUUACACUCAUGAAUGCAUUGUGCUGAUCUGAACUCACCCAAACUGGAGACAUUAUGUGAAACCGUUUGAUUUUGUGUACACACUUUGUGCACAGGCAAGCAUGUAGCUAAAUGUGGUUCAGGCCCCGGGGCCAUGAGAAUAUUGCGGGCUUUUCUGGAGGGCACGCAUUGCUAUGAAUGGAGGCUGGCUGGCAGCGUGACCAGCAGCCAACAUAUUUACUAAGUGGCUGGCACAGCUAUGAGUAGGCUAGAGUUGCCCAGUGAACAGACUCUGAUGACGUGACAUGAGCUGGAGCCAGUUGGAGGGUACUCCAACGCUGCUGCCUAAAAUCCAUUUCCCUUGUGUCCUCUUUAGUAAGGAGGUUGGGAAUUAUAAUAAGCUUGCUUUGCUCAUCAGCAGAAACCCUCAGGGCAUUUUCUGGUCGGACUUAGGGGGGGAAAAAAAAUCUGAAUCUUCUGUUGAACUCCCUCACUUGUCUGACAGUUUGUCCGUGGGUGAAGGCCUCAACUGUUUGGUCUGUUUUAGGACACCUCACAGGGGAACAGUGCCAUGUAGAUGUAGGGCAGCAUGGGAGUAAUUCCCACUCAGCAGCAAUAGACAAUUUAACGGUCUUCUGUGCUACUGUGCCAAGUUUAGUUAGAAGUGCACUCAACUGUUGUGAACGCUCACCCGAAAAACUGUUUUUUUUCUACAGAUGCUUAAAAGAGGUGUAAGAGACCCUGUGACAAGGUCUCUCUGUGUCUGCUUUCCACAUAGUAAACUUUUCAGAUGGUUCAUAUUCAUUUAUUUGAUCAAUGCAUUUACUAAUUGAUGGGGUUUAAGUCAGAUAACCCCGUGUCUGUGUGAUCUUCUUUAAAACACUGUCCACUUUCAUUUAUUUAUAUUAAAUGUCACAAAAUUGCCUUGUAAUGUAAUUAGACGCCUUUAAGUGAAUUUCUCACCCCAUUACCUCGUUUGUGGAGGUUUUCUAGUUGUUAACCGCCAGCCUUCACCUCAGGACAGUGACCCCCUCCAGUAUGAGGGGCCAAGGAAAAUAAAGCCUUUGUUAUAAAUCCUAAGUCUGGCACACUCUCUCGUGAGACAGUUGCUGCUUGCGCUUCAAGGAACAAAGAAAACACUUGUUCAUGGUCAGGAGACAAAGACAUUAUUUACUAUGUUGUGUUGAACGUAGGUCACACACUGAGGAAGCCGCACAGAGAAUAUCAAGAUGAAAAAUGAACAAAAAUUGCAGAAAUCAUUGUCAGCACAACAUUCUGAGUUUUUACUGUUUAUAUUUGCACAACGAUCACCCACGCCAUUGCUAACUUUUCUACUUUUCUACAGUAACUUUUCCAAUGAGGCCAGCAUGUAUGGACCUCCAAGCCAAUCAGAAGCAGCCGAUGCAGCAGCAGGAGGCGCUGUUCCUCCUCCCUCCUCUUCGUCCUCAUCCUCCUCCCCUCCAUCAUCCUCUGCUUCAGCCUUUUGUCCCAGCAUCUCCUCCUCUCGACACAUCGUAGAGCGUCAGCCCCGGAUGCUCAACUUUAGGGUGGAGUACCGGCAGCGCUCUGUAGAACUGGUACUGGAGGAAGGCAGCACAGUCGGUGAGCACUGUCACUGACAUAAGAGACUGUGUUCAAUACUCAACACAAUAAACUAUUCUUACCAUGCAAAAUUAUUUUUUCCACAUGUUUUUCAAAUGUCUUUUACAGGAGAAAUCAAACAAAUUCUUGAGACAGAGCUUGGGGUCCCAGAGUCCAAAAUGCAGCUGAAAGGAUGGAAGAGUGGGGAUGUAUCUGAUAGUGUGAGUCUAUGAGCUGUUUGUCACAAACAUGCAAAUAAAAAGAUAAACAGAACAAGUGAUGCAAGCUAAACCUAAAAAGUUGAAUAUAAUUAUACUGCUUUUUCCCAAGGAAUAAAUCAGUGUCUCCAAAAUAAACAUUAUACAAUGUUUUUUUUCAUGUCUGCCUUUGUGCAUGUACUGCAUUUUACUGUAAUUCAGUUUUGUGAGAUUCUGCACAAAUUUUGACAUCACCCAGGUUUCCUAUUGAACAAUUACAGAAUAGAGUCAACCAGACAAUUUGGUCUGCUCUUUUCUAAAGUUACUGAGCAUCAGAAAACAAAACAGGAAUGAGAAUUUUUCCAGUUCUACCAAAAAAGUACAUCAUCACAGGCCUUAACAGAAUCUUGAUUGACUGAAAUAGUUUAUUUCAAACAUGUAAAGAAAAAAACAUAAAAAAAUAUAUCCAUAAAUAGAUAUAUACAUAUGCAUACAUAUAAAUAUGUAUACACAUACAUAUAAAUACAUGAAAAGAACCACAAACAUUCACACAGGCAGAUAUAAAAAGAAAAUAUAGAAAAUAGAACGCACAAAUCAUUUCAAACCUAUGUGAAUUCUGUUAAAAAAGUUUCAUCAUGUGUUCACAAAAAAAUAAUUGCAUCCUUGGUGUAAAAAACUAACCUAGUGAGUGAAUCUACUGAAGUUUUAUCUUUGUGUGUGUUUGUAAUCAGACGGUGCUGAGAAGUUUACACCUGCCAAGGAACAACAGCCUCUACGUCCUGACCCCAGAAAUCGCUGCUACUGCCAGCACCAGCAAAAACAGGUACUGAUUCUUCCAUUAGCAGUUUCAAAAUCACCUUUUUUUUUACACCUACACCUUUGUACUUUCUCCUAUUCUGCUCUACAUAAGCUAGAAUGCCAGAGUGGCCUUUGGAAACUUUAGUACCUAAUAAUGAACACCAGAUGGCGAUCUGUGUCCAGUUAUGAAGAGGAUGUGUCCAGAAUACAGCCAGUAAAUUCACUGGAAUAUUUAGAGACAUUUGACCUGCUGGUGCACACUAUUUUCUCAUGUCUAUUGUGACAUUUUGAGAUGAAAAUCACUGCUGCUUUCUCUGUGUGUUGUGUCAAUAGUAAUUUUCUCCUUGUUCUUUAAGCCUGCUAUUGUUGCUAAAGGUUGUAAACCAUCUUACAUAGACUCUGUAUGUGAUAUUGACCCUUAAUAUCUAUUUCUGUCCAUUUUCCUAGACAUACCAGCCUGACACAUUAGUGAUAGCACCUACCAACAAUAGAGGUUUGUUGAGAAAGCUUGAUGAGGCAGAUGCACUAUUUCUAGAGGUUGUUCUUUCCAUUUCGGGGAAUACGUGGCAGUAUUAGCAACCUUUCUUUCUGAAAUGUCAGGCUGCUGAGUGGAAAAUCAAAGCGGUAAUACAAUCACUGGAUUGAGCAUGUGAGUGUCCUUUCAUCAGUGUCUGGUAAACAAUGUCCAAAGAAGUCAUAUUUCUCUCUUUAUUGCACAUGUAUGUUGGAGACUGACUGCAGCCUUUCUUAUUUUUAAUUUAAGAAUAAAACCACCAGGCAGGAAAAAAACAUACCUAUAUAAGGACACAUUCUCGCCAGUGUGAAAUUUACUGUAUAUUAAAGAUUCAGAUUUUAAUAUUUCUUGGUAUUCUUGCACGCUGUAGUUGGAAGGCUUUAAUUUACGGUGCAUGUGUGCGCAUUUUCUGGCUGUCCUUUUGUGUGGAGUAGAGACAUUUCCAGUCCAAAUGAAGGAGAAGAGAACAUACCGUGCUGCUCCUGUAAUUAUUAAACGGGUGGCACAUAUUUAGAAGCCCGUUUUGCCCACAAUUAAUCUGCCUCACCCUGAGUGGUGAUCACAGAGGGGACUUCUCCUCCAUGAAAACAAAAAUAAUCUCAGAGAAUGAAUUUUUUUUAUUUAUUUUUUUGGCAUUUGGCAUUCUGUUGAAUUCUUCACUUUUAACAUUAAUACAUUUUUUUUUGUAAAACAAGGUGUACUACAGACUCUUUUUGAAAAUGAUCAGUGAAAUUUUCAGUUGGCAAUUUUCUGUGAAUUUUUCUUUGACACGACGCCCCUGUUGGUCCGAGUUGUUUAUCGUUGUCUAAAACGGCUUCAGUUUGUUUGUUGACUGUGGAUUUCUAAACAGAAACUGUACUGUUACUCUCCCCACACUUCCUCAUGUUAGCAGCCAAGCAAGCAUCCACAUGUCACCAGAACACUUGUAAAAGAAGUCAUUUGGCAGUUUGCCGCAUUGCCUGCUAGUUGGGCUAAGUGGUAGUUAUAUUGUGUUGGCAGCUAAUGGCCCUCAUCUUCCCAGUCUUCCCUCCCCUUGCUCCCUCUUCCCUGCCUCUCUUCGUCUUCUCACUCCCCCCCCCCCCGCCAACUGCUGGGUCUUUUUAGCAGCACCGUUGCCAUUUCUCUAAGUGUUAUCGAUAUCAUUUUGGGUGUCAGGAGCUCAUUAUUCUGUGUCAGCUAUUUCAGUGGAGGACAGUUGGGGCUGAACGGAGUGUGGUGGCCUUCUGUGUGUAUGCACAUGUAUUUGUGUUUCAGUGUGUGUGUGUGUGUGUGUAUUGUGACCCUGUUGUCAUACUGGGAGAGGAUAGGUGAAAGAUCACAGAGAGCAAGGGGAAGCAGUCCCCUGUAGCGGGACCAGACGAGCUGUUAGUAUGCAGUAAAAAUAAACUGUGGUCACACCAGAAAUCCACACUAAGUGCAAUCUAUGUGCAGUGUGUGCAAAUUUGUUCCAUUAAAUAAAGCUCUGUGCGAAUAAAGUACUUUACAUAUCAUCACCAUACCAAGUCGAACUUCUAGUUAGGCAGAACUUAAAUGCAUUUACUCACAAAUCUAAUUAUUUUGCUCAAUUUACUUACACAUUUGCUUACUUCUUUCACUACAAUAGCAUAACAGUUUUAAGAUUUUAGCAUAUAAGUAUAGCUAAAAGUAAGUCUAAAAAACACACUGUCCUUUCUUACACCUGUAAAUCUUAGUCAUUACAGGCUCCUCUAAUGUAGAACUAUGUUUAAAAAAAAGCCACCCCUGUUUCCUAUAUAUGCUUUUGCUAGGUUGUAGAUAAACUCUGAAAACCUCAAAUCAAUCUUACAAACUUUUUCCCCGCUUCAAAAUGUUGCUGAGUCAAAAUGCAGAUGUCCCAUUAAAGGUUAUAUCUCUGCCAAUUACUUUGUAGAGCGUGGCUCAAGCAGCACACACACACACCUAAACCAAAGGGACUGAUUAAACAGUGCUGUACUGUCAUUAUGAUCCCACUGAGUACACUUCUCUUAGUUUUCAUGUUUGAUUAGAAAUAAAUCUUGAGGCUUUGGGAGAUUUUUCUCUGAGCACCAAUUCAUCUCAGACAGGUAUUUAGUUAGCGGUGUGAUGUGCGGUUAGCCCUGAAGUACUAAAGCCCUGAAUGAAGAAGGUUCUCUCUGUGGCCAUGUUGAUGACUGCCUGUGAAUACAAGAGGGUGUCGAGGAGGAGCUAAUCUCUUGCAUAAAUGAUGAAGGCCUGAUGAAUAUUUCAAUGGAGUCUGUUCCCUUGUUCGUUUACUCUUCGAGCGGCUCCCAGGCAGCGUGUUUGCCAACGAAAGGUUAUUUUAAUUUGAACUCCAAAAGAAAUUAGAAAAUUGCAAAAAUGAUUCAUUAGGUUUUGUGUGUUUUUGUGGUGGCUCCCUGCCUCCCACCUCUCUGGAUUGUGUCAGCUAUCCAGCAGGAUAUUCAUAAAUGCUCCAAGAUGACGGCUAGCUAGCUCAUUAGCUGAAGCAACCCAUACUGUAGGCAUCAAACGGUUAGCAUGUUGGUUAAGUUUGGCACAGGAUGGCAGACCAAAACAGAGCAGAACGGUUUCGUAUCCUCCUGCUUUGUUGUGGAUGCAAGAUGUGGAGGAGGUAAGAAGACCGUGUGUGUGCCUCAUGACCUCCUCUGUGCUUAUUGAAGGUAAAAUGGUCAGUCAGCACGUACUUUCCUGGGGUUUAUGUUUUUAUGGGUCUCUAAGCAGGAGAAACACAGGCAUGAUGGUGUUAGAGUGCUUGGGAGGAAGUGUGUGUGUGUGUGUAUGGGUAUUUGUGUUUUGCAGGCACAUGUCACAUUGUGAGUGUGUGUCUCUGGCAGUGCUAGUUUAAUAAGGUCUAGAGUCUGCUCUGUGCCGCAGGGACUCACAGCUUAGGCGAUGGGCUUACCUCAGAAUGAAACCAAUCUGUUUAGCCUGCUCCUCUCCCCCUGCAAAACGCUCCAUUUUCCCUGUCCUUAAAGUUAAAUGACAUUUUCCUCCCUGCACCCUUAUGCCAUGUCAAGUACCUCCAGAGAUAUUUCAGGCCGACCUGGAUGUCACGAGUGUGUGUGUUGAGUGAGAAAGAGACCUCUGAAGGCAGAAGCAAACACUGAGACAUCCACAUUUCAACCCCUGCUUCUAUCAGAAGACAGCUGCUUUGAGGACAUCGUCGGUGAGAGCAGUCAAACUGAAGGGAUAUCAGCCUUAAAGCAUGGGGGGGGGGUGUUUGUUGAUUUAUCAACCAGCCAGCUUCAUCAGACAGAUGGGAAAUGACUCAUUAUGAAUGGCAGGUUUAGUCCCCCUCUGACUGCAUUUGAUAUUUUGAGUAGCUAUAUUUGUACUGUAGAGCACAACGAGUGGUCUGAUUUUUUUCAAAGUAAAUCUUGAACAGAAAUCCACCCACAAGCACGCUCACCAAAUGGCUCAUCGGUCUGCCAUGAAUGACUGAUAAGAUGUUCCUUCUUUGCUUGGAAGGACAGAGUAACACUUCCACUCAGUUUACCCUCUAUCUCUGUCUAUUUAGGAGUCUAGCUGUCUGCCAGCACUAGCUCGGGACUGUGUCCAAACAUAAUCAUGAUAUUAGCUAGAUCCUUAUUUAUGUGUCCCUACCCCUUCCAUUUUCUCUCUCUAUUUCUCACUCUACCUCUCUCACACACAUGCAAACACAUCUCUCUCCUCCUUCUGCUCAGCCCCUAUUACGUAUGCAUCCUUCCUUCCUACUCCACACAUUUCCAAUCUUCCCCAGUUAGCUACAACAAACAUUACAUUUACAUAUUGAUUUCGUAGUUUUAGUCAAUGUAAAUAUGCUGUCAUUACAGUAAAUUUGAGCUUCUGUUAACAUAAGCUCGUCCAGAUCUGUGCAGAUUAAGGGUGUGAUUGCAUAAUUAAUGUGUGCGCUACAUAUUAAUUCCCCCAUCCCUCUCUUUCUCUCAACUCUUCCUCCUCUCCUCGGGUUCUGAGCCCUGAUUAAGUGCCUGCUUCGGCCCUUAAGCCUCCCAUUGAUAUUCAGCCUCACAGACCCAGCAUUUGCUCAAAACGCUACUUAACCUCACAGCUUAUUGUAAAUGAAGCUUCCAAAAGUUGAUUCCCCCCCAUCUCCUCCUCUCUACGUGAAAACAUAAAAAGUCUGUGUUUGCUUCGUUCUCAGCGUUUCUCUCACCGCCAUGGGAGAUAGUGAGCGAGCUAUGGUGCCGAUCCAGACAGUCAGGCUCUUCACUUCACGGCCUCCAGGACAAGUUGUGUUUUUACUUCUAAGUCCCAAUAUCAUCAGCACAUGGCAUCUUUUGUGAACAUAAAAACACCCAGACCAGUGAUGUUACCAGUGACUGAUGUUUAUGCUCUGAGGACAAAAAAGAGAGAAGAACCACGUGGGUUGAUAUAGUCAAAUUGGUCAUUACGGCGAUUUAAAGUAGCAGACAUUAAAGUAUUCAUGUAGAGAGUAUUGAAUUGAAAUAUUUUUGUUUUGGUUUGUAGUUUUAUUCCCUUGAGGUCGGGUUGUCACGAUCUUGUCAUGGUAUUUAUUCAGAAAACUAAGGGGAAAGGAGCAACACUAGAGACAACCAAAAGUAAAAAUGCUGUCCAAUCCAACAUUACGAUAACUUGGCUCUGACAAAAUAUCAACGAACUUCAUGUGUCAUCUCAUCUCAGGGCUUGCAAACCAUUUCAUUCUUGUGGUAAAGUCUACAGGAUGAUGGGGCUGAAUGUGUUUGUAGUGUAACCUACUUUUUCAGUCAGUGUUGUUUCUGCAUUUCCUGCAGACUGGAGUGUUCACAGACAUCUGGUAAGGAGUCUUUCUUUGGGUGCUGUAGAGUUCUUUGCUUUGAUCGGUUGUCUCCUCCAACAUGAUUUGCACUGCAGUAGUUGCCGUACACUAUAGGAAAGGCCAGCUAGCUGGUCGUCUUCUUCUCCUGCUGCUUCUACAUCUUCCCUUUUUUUCACGGCAGGUGGCAGCCAGAGAAACCGCCCUUCCCCUGCUAUGAACCAAUCAGUAAACACAGUAUUACUGUAUGCUUUAGCACAUUCUUAAUCUUAUUAUGAAGACUACCUACAAUACUGGUAUAUUGUGACCGCCUUACUUUGAGGUCCGACUUCGGCCGUAUUCUUAAUGUUUUACCUUCAUGAUAUUCUGUAACACUCAGAAUUUCCAUUAAUACUGAAGAAUGUAUCUCCACAAAGUCAUCAAUCAUUCAUAAGGCUUUAAUUGAUAUGAACUGGUAUGAAUAAUAAAAGGUUUCACUGUAAUCAGCACACGUACGUUUAUUUCAGUUUAUCGGCACUGACAAAUGCAGCGCUAACUCUGCAGCAUCUGCUGAGGAGGAAGGGUAUCAUGAUGCAUAUUUAUGGGACUUAGUGACUUGUAUUUUUUAGCUAAAGAAUAAAAUUAAGCACAGUUCGUGUCCCCUUCAUGUAACAUCAUUCACGGUUCGAAGUGAAACAAAUCAGUGAUAAAGCUGAAAAUCUACCUGGAGCAGUCGUGUCGGUAGUUGUGUUGGUCUCUAACCUCACUCAACCCUGCAUAAACGGUCAGUUUGUAAUCUUGUUUAUUAUACGUCUCUGUGAAAGCGCUUUGACAGAUCUUCAUGGUUUUUGGUUGAGAAGGUGCUGAAAGGCCUCCAGGGUUUACUUUUUAAUAGUAUGCUGGUUUGUUAGUAAGCCAGACUGAUGGAAGUCAUGCUGUUUCUGUGCAGGUGGCCAUAGCUGUGGUAGCCUGCUGUGCUGAGUGCAGCUCUGGCCAGGCUUGUUGAGACACAACCAGUGAAGUGGGUGACUAGCCCACAGAGGAGACACCCACCUCCCCGUGGGCUAGCAGGCUACCACUAGUUGACAAGCCUCAGCUUGCCCCUUUCUUAAAUGAGUCGCUCUUUGUAAUAACAUUUGUUUUGUGCCCCCCUUUUUUCUAUUUCUCUGACUUUAAUAUUCUGUCUGACUUUUUUUUAUACACUCAGUUCUUGUUUAUUCCGACUGCUUACUGUUUUACUUUAUUUCUUUCUGAUUCAGUGCUCUUCAGGAGUCAUUAAACCAGAACUUCUUGCUGGUGAUCAGCCACCGUGAAGCCCAGAGGGACUACAGUCUCAACUUCCCCGGCUCCAGAACCAUACAGGAGGUAAGACACCAGCGUGUCAACACUGAGACCAUUCAGAACUUUAGAGAGUCAUUUAAUAUUCCCAGAACCGUACAAAAGCUCUCAGUUUCUGCCCCACAUGCCCUUACUUACAUAAUAUUAUUGUACCUGAUUUCCUAGUUUCCCAUAACACUGCUUUAAUCCCAUUGGCUAAACGUCGCUUGUCUAUCUCAGCCAUCGAUUCAUUAUUCAUCACAAAUGAUCACAUUUCCGAGCACAUAAUUACUCUCACAGCUGUGGUCUGUUACAACCCCCUCCUUUUCUGCCUGCUCCCCCUGUUUAGCUUCUUUCUCCCUCUCUCCUCCUCUCAGAAUCUAGGAGGCAGUUUAAAUACUCAACAUUGUUUGAUUUCAGCCGGCGGGAGCAAUGGAAGGAGACAGAGUCAAUUCAUUUUUUGCCUCUGAAACUAAAGAGUAGAUUUGGCAGCCCAUUAAUUAUUUAUAGUCACUCCUACUGGACCCAGUUUAAAAGCAGCAUGCCUCUCUGUCCAUCUUUAUCAUUAUAAUAACUACUGCGUAUGGAUUUUAGCCUGAAGAGCGUAAAGAUAUGCCUUUUCUUUCUUGCCGCUGUAGGAUGGGAAAAUGUUUGUUUGACUUUGUCAGCGUUUAGCCACGCUCACACAAGCUUAUGUACAUAUUGCUGCUCAGUUCGUCCUGCUGCUCUACCCCCCACACUGAGGGAGACCUGAGCAGGGGGCAUUUUUUAUUCAGAGGAUAUCCUGCUGUCACAGGUGAAGGGAAAUAAGCAACCAAAAGACUGAUCUGCUGGAGUAAAGAAGCCCUGCUAUUGAUUUUAGCUCUUGCGUAAAAAGAAAAAAAAUCUUCCUUUUGGAAAUUUCAGUUUGUAGGAGUUUCAUUUUUGUUCCAGAUCUUUAUACUUUCUUGGUUUCUGUCUUCUUUAUUGUUAUACAGCCAGCUAAUAAUUCACUUCGGGGCAGCAGUGAGAGGUGUUCCCUGUCAGGUUUUUCUCAGUGCAUCUUCGGGGCUUGUUCCUCAGUGCAGGUGAAGAUUACACCAAUAAUAACCAGGCAACUAGCAGGGCUUGUAAUGGUGCUAAUUGAGCAGAUUAGUACAUCCAACAUCUGAACCGGAGGAGGCAGCUUGCCUCCCUGGUUUUGACCCUGUCCGUCCUCACUCUUUCAUUUUCCUUCUCCCUCAGUCAUCUCUCUCUCUUUUUUUUUUUCUCUCACCCUCUUCCCAGGCAGAUGGUUUUGAUGAGCACCCACUGUGAACCUUAAGUGUUUCUGGUGGGAUUACAAACAGUGGGGAGGGGUCCCUGCAGUGUGGGAGGGGGAAACUAUGGACACAGAAAGGAGGCAAAGGACUGCUGGCUUGGUGGGGGUGCUGUGUGAGGCCACGGGGGAGAGAGAGGGGACAAUGUGGGCUUAAACAGGCCUCCAUGUUGCGGUCUUUUCCUUACGCAUGCUUGUCUUUAGGCAUCUCAAGGCCCCCUGUGGUGAAAAUGAGGCCCAGAUCUUUAACCUGCAAAGACCUGGACUCUGUUUGCCUCAUGUUGACCAUACUCAUUAUAUAUUUACUCUUCAGCCAGGGGGCUGGCACUUUCCUUUCUAAGUACUGUAAUGUUUUAGGGAAUAAACUGUGAUCAAACCUUGUAAAUACGUUUUAUGAGGAAUGUUUCAGAAGUUUAAAACAAAUUUUAGUGCCCUAAACCUGAGUAGAUGCAGUGAAGGAAGUCAAAUAUAGCUCUGGGUUACAUCAGUUAAGUCACUGUCAAAUUAACUCUGAUGAUCAGGAUGAAAAAAAUGAGCAGAUUUCAUCAAAUCUGUUGAUAGAAACAAGUUGAAGGGAUUGUAUUUCUGUCAUCCCAAUAAGACUCAAGAAUGCAACAAAGAAGUAACACCAUAUUCAUCCAGCCUGACUCCCCAUUCUGCUCAUACUGUGUCCACUCACGAAACACAUAUGGCCUCCACUACAGAGCACCUUUUUCUCCCCAUUCUCCUCUUUGUCUUAGCUGAAGACUAGCCGAUGGUCCCUGCUUGUGCAUAUCAAUAGGGAUAGAGCCCUGUCUUCUUAUUUGUCUUUGUCAAAGGCUCUGGGUUUGCCUUGUGGCUCUCAGGGAACUACCCUUGCCCCUCCCUUUCUAUUCCUUCAUUCUCCAUCUCCCUCUCCAAAUGUCCUGUCUCUACUUUCUUUCUUCUACAUCUCUAGAGCGAUGGGUUGUGCAGGCUCUGAUUGGCAUUACCAGACAAGAGUGUGGGGGUAAGUUGCUGGCUAGCUUCUGAGCUAAGCUGGAGAGCAAAUGUUUGCCAGGGACGUAGAGGGUAGAAUAGGGAUGGCUGCUGGUUACGAGUUGUCCGUGACCAGACCAGUUGUCCUAGGGAUUUCCCUACUCUUCUGCCCCCCAGGGCUGGGCCCAGGCCCCAUCCCUGCUCCGCAGCUGGGAGAUAUAUAGGGCCCAAAUGCAGACAGAGCUACAGGGCUGAGAAAAGCAAGUUUGGAUCGAAAAAAGGAAUGAAAGAAAGGCAUCUGGUGCCUAGGGGAGAUGAAGAAAGAGAGCGAGAGAGCAAGCGAGCUUGUGACUGUUUAAUGGAAACCUUUGCUUUGAUUUGCUUCCAACCAGGGAUUACAGGCAAUUGGCAUUUACAGUGAUUGGAUCUUUAAUUUUGCCGUGUCGCCCUAGCAGCUCUGCACCACAGCCAGUCUUACUAAUAGUUUUUAUGACCAACUAAAGUACCCCCUCAUCUCAUGAUGACUAUGAGUACACCUGUCAGUACUAUGCUGCUCAUGAUAUAACCCAUCUGAUUUGUUCUGCUUUCCUUUCAACAGCACCUUUACAAUUAAUCCUCUGUUUGUUCACGUCAGGCUGAUAGCUACAUUUCAUUGGCCACAUCGGUAGAGUGUUCUGCUUAUUACUGCAUUAAGUCAUAUAGUGACACUUCCCCCUGAUGUCAUCAACGUGGGUCAAACAAGUUUUAUUUGAAAGCAAAAAUUGUAACUUCCAGUUAUAGUUUCAGAUGAGAUGUGAGUAGUAAACACACAGUCUGACUUCUCAGUGGGACUGAUGUGACAGACAGGGGGCAGCAUUAGACAGUAGUGCUCACACAUGCAUUGCUUUGGGGCAGCAACAAAAACUUCAGCUACCUGUAGACACUUGAACAGCUCUGUUUUUUAAGGUGUCUAUAUUUUCUAAAAAUAAAAAAAUCACUGAAUUAUAGUUGUAUCAGAUCUCUAUUAGAACACCUUUCUUUCCAUACAGUCUGUCAAUGACUGCCUGUGGAGUCUGGUGGUGUAGUUUCAGGUGGGCAGGUCUGCUGUGUAGCUGUGUUUUCUUUCUGCGGUGAGAUCAGGUUGUCCUUUGCCAGGUGCCUUUCGCUGUCUGCCCCCUCCCCACCAGCCCCUCCUCCUCUCCUCCACCACCUCUCACCUUCAUUCUCUCUGUGGUGGGCGUUAGUUUGUUGUUUCUCUGAUGCUGCUUUAACCUCUGACUGCAGCCUCUUCAUUACUAGUGUUUAUGCCUCUUCUUUCUUCCCUUUCCCCCUCUAUUCGUCGGCUGGCCAGCCGGUCAGUCAAAUCCCUGUAGUCCGGCUGGUCAAACAUAGAUAUUACACUCUGUAAUAACACUGGCCACCCGCUCUGACCCCAGGCUGCUAUCCUGGCCAUAGCUUCUCAUCAUAAGGAGAGGCGCCUUGCAGUGUGCUGUGGGAUUUAGGAUGGAAAGACAAAGGAUGGACUGUGCCACUCAUUUAUUAUUGUUCUUUUUUUCCCUAGCUUGUUUGUGCUGCAAAUUGCUUUGGUGUGCAAGGCCCAGCACAAAUAAAAUAUAAUUUCUCUGAGCGAUUGAUGACUGAGACUAUUUACUGUUGCCUUGGAGAAGGGAUCAAAUCAAAUUUAAGCAUAAUAACCUUUGUUAGCACACACCCACACACAGACAAACAGAUGCAAAACGUGUUAGUAUCAGAAGAGUGGGGUGAAAGUUUCCUACAGUCUUCUUGGUUCAUUGUUUUGUAGCUGCUCUUCUGCUUUGCCUGACUUUGACUUUGACUUUGUGUUUGUAGCGUUCUUUAAGUUUCCACCUCCAUGACCAGCAGCCCUGCAUGUGCCCACGGAUCCAUCUCACUUCAAUGCUUUUUACAAAGACAGGAUUUGACCUGUGUGUGGACGGAUCUUUGCUCCACAAUUGACAGUUUUCUCAGCAUCAGUGUCCAGCCCCGCGGGCCUGUAGAGCAGGAUUUUGCUAAACAAAUGCACCAAAAUCCACGGCCGCCAGCGCUCAGACACCGUCGGGGGCUUUGAUCACCUUCGGCUGGCGCACAUCAGGCUGGCGUGAGGGCUUUAAACCAACAACCCAGUGGACGGCAUAACGUGGCGCUCGGUGGGACAGACGCUGCUGGCUGCUAACUGUUUAAAAGCAUGGCAUGUUAUUAAGUGAUGCAGAUACAGCGUCUGCGCAUGAAUGGGAAAAGAGAAAUACUGUUCAUUUCAGAGCGUGGGGCUGUUGUUGCUGGGCAUUAGCUGUGGCAUCUGAAGAAUGCUGAUAACACUGGCCGUCUUUUUCAUUUCUUUUUUCUUCUUCUCGCUCCUCUUGAUUCAUCUCCUUCCCUCUUUGUCCACAUCCUCCUUGUUCCUCAUGCUGCUGAAUGGACACUGUUAUGUAGCUGUAAACACAAUUCAUAACAAUGUAAUUACUACAGAUUUAAAUGUUUAAGUAUUUUGUCGGUAUUUCUUUAAGUGAAAAAAAGAAUUUUGUAAAUGUACAUGAUUUCAUUUCAGUGUUUCUAAGAUUUUUUUAUGCUUCUGUCAAGUUAAUUCAAGUCCUACUGUAUUCAUAAAGCACAUUUCAUACAUAAAGCAACACAGUGUGCUUCAUGAGUGCAACAUCUAAAAGUACAAAUUAAAAGAAAAUUCCCCACCAAUCCUGUUUAAAAGAAUUUUUAAAUACCAUUAACCUUAUCCUUUUUUUUUUUUUUUUUUUUUUUUUACACAGGUGAAGAGGAAUAUUUCAGACUUGACCAACAUCCCAGUCCGACAUCAGCAGUGGGAAGGAUGGCCUGCGUCAGCCUCUGAUGACUCUGUAAGAAACACAGGCCCCUGAAAACAUGUGUAUUUUUCACCUGUCACAUAUAGUUGCUUUUUUUCUACCAGUAUCUCCACUCCUCUUUUCCUUCUUUAUUCAUUGGCUUCACAUAUUCUCGUAUCCAAGACUGCUUUAAAAAAUGUGCUCAAAUUAAAUCCUAAAAUUGAAAGAUUCCUUAUUAACAACAUAUAAAUACUUGCAAAUUGAAGGGAAACUGUUCCACACAUCGUAACCCCAUCCAUUCAUCCCAAACCACCUGUCAGAAGCAUGAGAGUAAGAUGUUGAGGCUAAUUAAGAUGUCAGACGGUUGCCGUUCGGUGUCCUUUAUCCGUGGACAUUAAAUCUCACAUCAUUGAGUCCCCCUGACCUCUCUCGUCCCAGGGUCGCUCUUCCCAGCCUUUUGCCCUGCACACAGUCAAGCUGAUCAGAAGCAGCCCUCGUACAGAACCUUGAGGAACCUCUGACCCCUUUUGUCUCGCUCACUCUUUGACAGCAUAUGUGUUCCCAUGCUAAUUGUAUGGGAUGGUUCGACACUGAGGAGCUCUUGUGCACACAUUCUUGUGUUAACCCCUGGCCAGCGUUUUCCUUUUAGAUCUCUGUGAUUGAUGUUUGGUUUGGAGUGUUGGUGUUGACUUUGUUUCAUUUUUUUUAAGGUAUUUAAAGCCAGAAUGCCCCACAACCAGACCACAGAUUCCCUAUUAUUUUUUCUAAGUGUUGUGAUUGAUAAGGAUAACCUGUUAAGGCAAAUACCGUCUUUUCUAGAUGUCACUUAUUCUACAUGUUUCAAAACCUCAGUGACUGACUAAUGGCUGCACAAUGGUUUUAUAACUCAAAAGUAGUGCUUUAAAGAUUAACAGAAAGCAAAUACAGUACAGCACUAAUGUCGCUAAGAGGGCAAAGGACAAAAGGUUCUGCACUCUUUCACUACAGAGGACUGUUUACUUAAUUAUUUUUUCUAUUACAGCUUCAAGCUGACAGUUGUAUUGCCACCAGCUACCAAACAACCAAACUGUCACGAUACACAGAUUGGUCAUUUUUUGUGUUAUCUUUGAAGUCAAUUAUCUGAUCAGUUAACUGCCUUUUGGUGCAACAAAAAUACAAAACUUUAGCUGCUUGCAUGAACAUUUAUGGAGUUGUUAGAAGCUCUGCACUUAAUUUUUUUCAAAGUUACUUGUUCAUACAUGUCCAUCGCUGUGAGGUGUUUUCUAGUGAGCAAGAAGUGAAAGUUGAGACACUGGAGACUGGACUGUACAUCAAAAGCCUGCAACAGAGGCUACACUGCAAUGUUCAUUAUGUGACGGCACACGGUCAAUAGAGUUUGAUGGUAUAAUCACAGCUUUGGCAUCUUUUUCAGUCUGUGUUAAACUGACAGAUGAGCAGACAUCUUUGCUUUUCUUAGUUUUAUAAUUAUUGUUGAUCCUCAACCUCACAUGUUUCUAUUAAUCCUAUUAUAUGUUGACACUUAAGGUUUUUGACAGGUGACAUAGUAAAGAUGCUGUUCAUUGCUCUUGCUUACUGAAAAUUCUCCCAAAUAAUACAUGCUACAAUCUUGCCUCAGGUUGGGCUGUUCGGCAUCAAAUAACCUUCUUUAACAGUUUGUGAAAGGGAUAUGCAGGUUGUGUACAAUGGUUAAUUGUUCACACUUAAUUAAGAGAAUGACCAGACUACAGACACAUCUGUAACUGUGUUCAGGACAUCAAUUCAUUCAGAUGGAGGGGAUCAAAAAAGGACUGUGAUUUUUUUGUGAAUGAAAGGGGGAAAAAAUUCCCUUAUCAGUUUGAAUUGAUCAAAUCAAUGAUUGUUUGGCAAAGCCAGUUUUGGAACACCAAUAAAAGAAAAUUUGUUCUAUAAGCAUCAAAACCUUUUAUUGGUUUGACCAGUUAACAUGCAACAUCAGGAGACCUUAUAUAUUAAGUAGUUACCUUAAUUCAAGUUUGUUUGCCUGUUGUUAUCAUUGAUAUAAUCAAAGGCCAGAACUGUAUAUCAUUGGCAUUAUUAAAAAUACUUUUCUCAGUUUACUGCAUGUCAAAACUUAAUUAAAUAAAUAGACUGAAAGAUAUUUUUUAUAAAUUUGAAAAACAUACAGUUUUAAUUUUGAAUUAUAUUGAUUUUGAUUUAUAAAGUCUGCAAAAUAUUUGACUAUAAAAACAAAAAAAAAUGCAAACUAGUUUUUUGAGUCUUUAAACAAACAAGUUUGAAUAGUCCAAUUAUUUUGUUUUUACCUCUUCACCUGUGUCUGUGUGUCUGGUCAUCAAACAUGCCUCCACCUUGGAAGCUGUUGAUAUGUUGGCCUGGAAUCAUGAAUAUAUUGCAGCUCAUUGUAGCAUCACAGGCCCGGUUGGCACCUGGCUUACACACAUCUGCACAGCGUCUGUGUUACCCGGAUGAGCAGAUAUUAAAAAGCACAGAGACAGAAGUGUAAUAAUGGCCCCUGCUUUUGCUGCAGCCCUCUUAUUGAAACGUCUGAAGGUAUUAACAGAGAAAGCCAAGGGCUUGGCCGGCCAAGCGGGUGGGUAGGGAGCCAGUGUUAGUGUCUACCUCAUUAGCCCAGUCUCAUCUCCUGAGGUUUGGUCCAAUAAACAUGGCAACCAGAGGCCCCAGAUUACGUUUUGCUCACAGACCAGCUCACUCGCAGUGGAAUCGAUUACUUCUUAAAAGUGCCUUAUUGCUAAGAGUGUGAUUAAACUGUGUUUGCCUGUUUGCAUUUACAUUCAUGUGUGUUCGGUGUUCGUAUAGCAUUUGGGUGUUUGUAAAUGUGCUGCAGUUUACUGACCAGUGCUGGGUAUUGAAUUGUUUUGAAUCACCAGCUAAGAAAUGUCUGAAGCACCAAAAUAAUUGUUUUAAAAAGUCAUUGAAAACAGCCAUCGGGUGCUUGGUUUUAUUGUAAGCCAUCUCACUACCUUAUUCUUUUGGCCGUAAAUUUUCUGAUUCUUCUAUCACUUUUUUUCCAGGCUCUGCUUUUAAUUCAAGAAAAGUGCUCAAGAUUGGACAUUUUCAACAAUACCCAAUUCUUACCCUGACAGUACCAGUGUACUAACCUGUAGCUCUGAUUUUGUGGUGGUUCCAUGAUUUGUUUUCUGUUAAGUUAGCUGUUUUGGUUUCCUUUAAGAAGCUGUAAAACAACAUUUUGAGAGGCAGUAAAAGCUCCUCUUUUUCUAUGGUUCAAGUGACUGAUCAACUUGUGUAGAGUAUCUGUUUCAGAUGUCAGUUUAAAAAAGAAAGGAGUGUUUUCUUUGUUUGCUUACGUGUUUGAAAUUACUUUGUCAGAGAGAAAAUCUCAGAUUUCAGGGAAACUAGUAGUUAAUGCGUCACUCCCCUGGAUACUGUCCACUCUAUGUAUGUCAUUGUUUAUUGUGCUGUGGAUUAUUCAAGACCUAAUGGAGAGUUGAAAUUGGAUCUUACUGGAUAAUGCUCAUGUAGCACUGAACAACAGAUCAGUUUAUCAAGAGUGUUGAGUUAUUGUAUAAGGUGUUAAAGCAAAGGGGUUGAAUAAAUAAGGAAGCAUCAAAAAGUGUAGCUGAAGCUUCAGAAAUGCGUGUUGAUGCUCUUUUGUAGGAUGAUGAUUCUGUUCAUGUAUUUAUUUCCCAAUAACUAAUGAUGAACCGUAAAGAUGUUACAAAAAAUAUAUUUCCAGGUUGUUUAAAAGGAAAUCUAAAUUCAAACUAACAGUGCAGUCUAAGAAAUGAGAAAAUUCAACACAAUACAAGAUCACAGAGUCUAUAGGUAAAAACGUCAAAUUGGUUUGCAGAAUGUGGUUAAUGCUACCAAUGUUAGCACCACCAGUUGGCCCUAGGUCAUCUGAUUUAGAAGUAAUCCUGUUGCCAAGUACUGAGGGUGAUAACCUUAAAUUGUUUUGUUCACUAAACACACUCAUCUCCAAUACAGACAUAAUGGUGUGUAGAUUUGCAGGAGUAGCGGGGCUGAGGACCAUUUGGGAAGGUUCACUGUCCUUUUUUAAUGGAUUUCAAGUCCAAAAACCUUUCUAACACUGGAAAUAUCCUUUGUAAGAGGACAACUGCAAUGAAAUACUCCCCUAUUAUUUGAAAAAAGCACAGUCCAGCUCUGCCUUCAAUCUCCUCCUGAUUUCUGUGGCUUUGGCAGAGCUGUUUCUUACAGCGCUAAUGAUGAUGACAGAGGUCUUGGCAACAGUUAUUACGAAAAGGAAAACAUGACAGAACUUCCUGCGCUGAUUGAUCCUUCUCCCUUGCCUCCUCCUUUUUUCUCCUCUUCUAUUCCUCGCCCUAAACAAUACAACAGCGAGCUGAUGGGCCUCGUCUCAUUGGAGCGGUUUUUGAUUGGCAGCCUUUCCUCCACACCUGUUGGAGUGAUUGACAGCCAGCGGGACAUCCUUAUUACAUCCUCAUCCCUCCAUCCCACCCCACCAGCACCCAUCCUUUCCUCCAGUCAGUAAUUGCUGACAUUUAUGCAGUGUUUCAUGGUGUUUGCUAAUGUAUUAAUGCUGCCGAGCCUUGGAGGUGGUUUGCCUUGUAGGCCAGCACCUCCCUCCAUUUCCCAGCUGGCAUUAAUGGAAUCCUUCUCUACCUGAUAGAGGCCUAUGAAACCAGGGGUUUAUUUAGGCAGGGCCAGGUGGUUUCCGUAGCAACAGGGCUCAGCUGUAAGCUCAGGCAGAGCCCCCCUCUCUUGUGUGAGUGGCAGCAUUCGGGUGACAUUUAGCAUCAAGUUAGUCUGUCUGUCUCAUUUUCUAUCUCCUCUGGCUGUUUUCAUUCUUUAUUUGGAGCUUGAAUUUUACCGUUUGAUGUUUGUUUUUAUUUGCAGAGGAGGAUGUUCAUUUCCAAUAGUUAGGCCACCUUUUAGACCCCUGCGAGAACACUUGAGUACAACGCCGUGGAAAAAAAAAACACACUUAAGAAAGAACCCUCCGUAGCUCUGUAUUUGUGUGUUUUUAUUUGCAAACACUAUGUAGGACUUCAGGUACUAAUCAGAAGAGAUUUAUCUCCAGUGAAGCUGAGAGGAGCCUGGAACAAGGAAACCAACAGGUGUUAGGGAUGGGGCACACUUGGUUGAUCUUUUUCCCUACUCUUCUCUUGAAAUAUUAUUUUUCUAUUUAAACAAAUUAUUUCACCAAAGCUUUGUUCUCUGUCUGUCCCCUUUCCUAUCAAUGUCCUCUCUUCCAAGCCCCCCCUCUCAUAGUUCUUCCCUUUCUCCAUCAAAGAGAAAGUGCAGUAAGGUGGUGCUGUGGUUGUGGUUGCCUUCAGUGCAGCUGUCAGUAGUAAUUAUCUCACACUCACAGCCAGACACCUAAUCCAAACACUGCCUACACUAGAAAAGAAAAAAAAAAUGAAACACAAAAAAGAAUGAAGGGAGAGAAAGAAGGGAAGAGAAGGAAAGAAAGGGUUGAAGAGGGGAGGGAGAGAGGAGGGAGGGGAUAAGAGAGAGAGAAAAUUCUUUCCCUGUAUCGGCCCCUGAAUGCUUAGAGCCUCAGUGCAAGUGUUAAUUAAAAGAAUCCAAAAAAGAGGAGCCAGCUCCUUUGUGUGGAGAUGUGGGAGAGGGUCAUUUGGGGGGGUUAACCUCAUUUCCCCACCCCCUGUGCCCUACGGCGCUUCGGCCUUGUUUCCAUGUUUUACCACUGAGCCGCCAAGCUGCACUUGUGUACCUCAACAUCAGAAGAAGCCAUCGGGUCAAAGCGAGGAAGAGGAUUGAGGGGCACUCAACUCAUUUUUUUCCCUUUUCACUUCCCCUCCUUGCAUCCCUGUCAGAACAAACCCUCUAGGCUGUCUUUGACAGGGGAAGUGAUCAACUUUAUUUAUACACUUAUUAGGCCCUCAGUCCAAAGCCUCUCAUUGUGAGUACUUGGGGUAAAGGGUUUAUGGGAUCCUCUCGGCAGCCGCUGUUGAGAUUCUCACGUUUGAUUGCCACUCGAUUUGGGAAUAGGCAGAAUAGACUUGGGGCCUUGCCUUCACAUCCCUCAGGCUAAAAUCCUGUGUGUCUUUGUUGGACUCAAAACGCACAACCAGCUCUGAGCACUAAUUUAAAUCUCAGGCUUGGUACCCAUCAUGUCUUCAAUGGCCAUGGUGUUUCUUUCUUGUAAAGGAAGAAUUCAUCGUGUAUUUUUUUUACUUUAACUGUUGGAAUUGAGUAUUUUGUUCCCUUGUUUAGAAAAGUUUGCUUUAAAAAAAUAUGAAUGACUGAAUGAUCUAAUAAACAGCACACUAAAUUACUUAGAGUUAAAUUACAGGUGCAAAGAAGAAGCAAUUCGGUUAAGUGUUCUUCGUAGGUGUUCCUGGGAUACUCAGCUGUCCUCUCUGUGACUGUUAAAACAGCGCGCAGAUCCAAGAGUUCACUCCCAAACAACUGGUAAUACACAAGAAAUACAAUAUGUUUCUCCUAUUAUAUAAGUCUUCCCAUCCGUUACUGUGUCCGUGCUGGCUUAAUGUUGUAAAACCCUGAGGGAAAAGGUGUAAAUUCAACGAGAACCAAAAAUCAUAUUGUCAUAUAUGAUUUUAAUAUGUUUCAUUGUUGACUUGUCCCUUAAGCGCUGAUGUCAUUCUUGGUUCGAGAAGUUUCAGCGUGGCGUGGCAGUCUAGCCACUGCUUUUUUUGAGCAGUUUUCUUUGCUUAAGACAACACAGAGGAGGAAUACUCAUCAGGAUAUUGUUCAUUCUUGAAAUGUCAGGGGAAAUACAGCGUUUCUCAUAUUUCCCGCUUAAUCGGUUAGCUGGUGGGAAUUUAAGGCGUAGUGCUUUUUAUUAUAAUCAGUAUAUGCCUUGACAAUUUUUUCAAAGUUUCGACAAAUUAUAAAGUGUUUUUGGCUCUUCUGGGAAUCCUAGAGAGCAGUUAAUAAUAUAUCAAGAUAAAGUGCACGUAUGAUUAACCGAAUUUAAAGAAUGAAACUGUUGCGCCAAGGGUUUGACCAAAUUAAUAAAAUACCUGUAUCACAGUAUUUCAGUUAAGUUGUUAAUGGAUUCAUUUAAACGUUGAUGAUCUUUUAGUUGGUUGGUUGAAUUACACAUCUGAUAAAUCAAGGCACUUUGUCACAUGGCAAAGUUAAGCUAUAUUUGCCAAAUUUCUAUCAUCUUAUUUACUGUAUUGUUGUCAUAUUGCUAAGUACUGAAUGCAGCUCAACUUUUGUUUGAAUAGUUUUGGCCACAGCUCACUGACUUUCAAACCCUGAAAAAUAAGGUAGACUGAAAAGAUAAGAGAUAAUAGACACCAGAUAUUUCAGCUCUUAUCAGCACCAGGUACACAGCAGGACUCACUUAAAUCCACGGCACUGACAAGGUCUGGUGGUUACACUGUUCUCCCCUGCUAUAGAGACUGAGGCCAGCUUUAUUUUGAAAAAGAGACACAGACAAAUUCCCUGCAGUCUGUGUAGUCCUUUCAGGCUCAAUUGGCGUUGCAUGUAAUCGUCUCUUGAUUCAGCUAUGUCCAGCUGCUCUUUGUGUGCCUCAGCACCUGACAAUGGAGCAGAUCACAGGAUCUCUGCAGGGGGACGAGCAGCUUCUUUGCCUCUUAUCACACCAAGCCUGCCUGACCGGCUAUAGGCUUGUUGUUUAGAAGUUCACUCUCCCAGAAAAGUACUCACAUGAGAGGUUUCACUCUUCUCUUAACAAUUAGCAUGUCACUGAAAUAUAUUGUGACAAGUGUCCUUCUAUAAAGGUUAUUAAACUGUGAUAUGUCUGUUUGGUUACACACAGCUGUUUAACAACAAGGUAUCUUCAGUUUCACACAAUUUCCUGGCAGAUCCUCGCCUGUAUUGUUGGUGUCCCUUGGGCUUUCUGCCAGGAGACACCAUCGAUAAUGAGUCCCCACUGAACACUGACAUUUUCAGUCCUGGCUUUGGAUUUGGUAGCUCAUUAGUCAGGUGUUCUCUUACUACUAACCACUAUCACACUGACGACAGGUGAACUGAAAGCUCAUCAAGGUCCCCUUAUCUGUGAGAUUAACCGUUUGCGUUUGAAAUCCAUAAAAUCAUUCAAUACACAAUCUCUGCUUCUGCCUAAUCAAGUUCAGUCUGAUCAUUAGAAACUUCUCACUGAAACUUAACAGUAACUUUAAGCUGACAAACAUAUGGCCCAAGACCUCACUCUAGUGGUUCGUUUUGCUCAUUAAACUUCACUUAUUCUGUCUUUUUUUAUGUUUUCUCUCUUUUUAGAUGACGCUAGCUGUCUCUGGCAUCAGCUAUCCUUGCCAUCACCUCAGUGUUUGUAGAAGGUCCUCACCAGCCAACUCCCAGGAGCCCACAGAAGAGGUUUAUACACACGCAUACUCUAAGAAUCUAAGCUGUGGAUUAAUUUCUCCCUCUGCUGCUAACUCAUAAAACAUGGAAAGGAAACGCAUCUGUUAAUUAGAUGUUUUAAAGUAAGUCUAAAUCAUUUUUGUCUACAGUGUGCAGAUGUCCAUAUGGUCAGUGACAGCGAGGGAGAUGAUUUCGAGGAUGCAUCCGAGUUUGGUGUGGACGAUUCAGAGAUGUUUGGAAUGGGCUCCUCUACCUGUCGGAAAUCACCAAUGAGUACGUCCAGCAGAGCGUCUUAAUAAUACUAGAGAAGAGAAAAGUGGAAUAAAUGCGGCUCUAUCUGCUUUACUUAAACUACUUCCAAAUCUUGGCUGAAAGGUGGCUUUUUGUCUCCUGCAGUGCCAGAGAACAGUGAGAACGAAGCUGAUGCCUUACUGCACUUUACUGCCGAAUUUUCCUCAAGGUAAGCUCAGCUUUGCAUUUAUCUUAUAUUGAUCCAGAGAUGGCUAUAACGCAUUUGUAUGUUCAAACACUGAUUGCUUGAUUAUAUCCUGUAGAUAUGGAGAGGCCCACCCAAUGUUCUUCAUUGGGUCUUUGGAGGCAGCCGCUCAAGAAGCCUUCUAUGGUAAAGCCAGAGAUGUAAGUAUCAGCUGUUUGGAUUCUCAUAGGAGUGUGUAUAACUUUUGGAGAUACUGUAAUGGGAAAGAAAGUCAUAUUUUUCUUGGUCUUGUUAUAUUCCAAACACUUUUAAUUUUGACUUUGUAAGAUAUGAGGUUCUGAUGUUACCACUGUUGACUUUUCUUUAGCACUGAUAUCAUCCUCGCUCGGUGUAGUUCAGCUGCUACUUUUUUUUUUUUUCAGUUUUCUUUGCUUAAAACAACACAGAUGAGGGACACAGACUGAGCAGGAUAUUUAAGUUCUCUAUCAAGGGAGAUACUGCGUUUCUCAUAUCUUCUCCUUCAUGGCUGAGCUGAUGGGAAUUUUAGGACACAGUGUUCACUAAUUCACACCGUCUCUUCUUUAUAUGGCAAGGAUCUUUUUGUUCUAAGAAGAAGAGUGAGGAAGAGGUCAUUAUGUUACUUCUCGAUGUAAAUGCAAUGUUGGGAUGUGAUAUAACAGAGAGUGGGGACCCUAUCAGGGAUUUGGUUCUUGUCGGCAUAAUUCUGUUCUGUACUGACGACCAGGAGGAAUAAUGACUGUUUUAUUAGCAGCUGCGAAAUGAUCACAGCUCUCUGUUUUAAAAAGAUUGGGUUUGUUUAGGGAAGUCCAAAAAGUCCAGCUACAUAAUCAUAAGUCUGAUAUCUCAUCAAAUGUUGAACUAAACCUCUGAAAAAAGUCGUAGUUCUUCUACUGUGAAACUAUUGAUUUAGCAUGUUGCUAAGCUCUUUAUGCAUCUGAUCAUUUGUGUGCAAAGUGCGCGUCUUUGCUGUCUUUGUUCAUUUGCACCCCUUCAGUCUAAGGAGACGCUGUUUUUUGAAUCACAGAGCUCUUGUUUGUUUUACUGUGUGUGGCGCACACAGAAGCCUUUUUUUUAAGUUUGGAGUCAACUACAACUCUGUAACAAAGCUAAGCAGACAUCACGCCUCUGUACACUUACACUGUACUUUUCUGACAGCAUGAUACCAAUGUCCCAGCAGCGUGUGAUUCAGCAGUGUGUUACAAUUUUGUUGAAGCUUGAGAGGGAAGAUUUGUAAAAUCACAGCCAGAGCUCCUUCUGCUCUCUAAGUUACUUCUCUCUGCCAAACUGUAUUCUGAACAUUAGGGAUGCACUGACAUAUCUCAUGAACAUCGGUGUCGGCAAAUAUGCGAUGAUCUGACUUUAGCACAUCAGUAAAUCACGUGUCAUACAUCAAUGCCAGUAGCUGAUGUUUGUCUCUAUCGUCAUCCCACUGAAGUAAAUCUGGAAAGCUAUCACACCUCACAAGUCCCCUGCUGGACAGCUGAUUUAUUUUAAUGAUCAAACAUGAAGGUGUGUUCAGUAAGUGUGAAACUAUUACACAGUCACUGAGAAAGAUCAGCAUUUUAAAAUAGACUGUGUAUAGAAACAUAAUUUUUUAUGACUCAUUAAAAACGUCAGACACAAAAAGUACAAAGAAAACAUCUCUAUCAGCUAUCAGUUAGAUUUAUAUUUUAAACCUCCAUGUCAGAUUUUUUAUAAUCUGUGCAUCUCUAUGUUAAUAUAGACACUUCUGGGUGAGUGCUGUGGAUUGGCUCGGCUUUUAUCACUGAACAUCAGCACCGAUGGUGCAUUUAUGCAAAGCGGUUCGGCUCAGUACACACGUAUUUGAAUUUCCUUGUCAAAAGGUUACCAAAAUAACCGACCUGUGCUGUCCUAAUUUUUGGCACCAUCCUGUUUGAGAACUAAGUGUACCAAUCAGACCCUAGACUGCAAUGAGGGGGAUGGGGGUGGGAAUUGUACCUCUUCUUAACUGAUUCUAUUUGAUCAGUGCAUUCUGACUCUGGUUUUUUUUCCUAUCAGGGAAUGAUUUUGGGUGAUAUAAGCUGUCAGGGAUGCAAAGGGUUAUUUAAUUUACACACUGACACAAAGAAUCAGAAUCAGAAUGCCCUUUAUUGUCAUUAAACUGAAGUACAACGAGAUUGGAGAGCUUCUCCAUUUCUAGCGCAAUAGAUAAGUUAAAAAAGGGGAAAAAAACAAAAACAGAAAUAAAAGGUAGAAAAAAUAGAUACAAAAUGUGUACAGAAUACAAAACAUAGACAAGAUAAAAUAAAAUAAAAUUCUUCAUAGAGAUAGCUGCAAAGGAAGAGAGAGAUCACAAAAGACAAAAUAUUUCAAAAGUGAAUGUAAUUCAAUAGUUGACCCUUGGCCCAGCCUUCAGUUUGUUUUUUUCUGGGUAGUUUUGGAAAGAUCAGCAUGCUCAUGAAAAAAAAAAAUUAGGUGAGAUCUGCUGCUCAUGACGAGGGUCUGAACAGUUUUUUCUGUUGACAUGCACACAAAAAAAGUGACACCAUUCUGAGGUCCAGACACUGCCUGCGUGAAGCACCAGGGUACUGUUUGCUAUAGACGAGCAAGCCAGAUCAGGGUUUACUUUACCAAACUAUACCCUACUGUACUGAACCAAACCAGACCCCUUGGUAGAAAUGCAACACAAAAUUCAAUAUGAGGAAAUAACCGAUCUUGUAACUGUUAAUUGGAUUUUACUUUGUAGCUCUUAAAGAGACAUCAGAAUAAAACAACACUAUUUCAAAAUCUUCAGUGCCUUUAAAUUGUGUUUACUGUUAUUGAUAUAUCCUCUCUAUCAUGCUGUACUGACAAGGCUCUAUAGGCACUUGGAUAUGAUUUCAUCAAAUCCCUCAUCAAAUUUUCGACCCGACAGCUGAGGCUUUAUUUUUAGCUGUCCACUUCCCACCAUGUUUUUUGGCUUUUGUCCUUUUUAAGGAUGCUUGUAUCAACUGACAGCUUGUGUGGAUUACAGCCUUAUUAGACUGGGAGGACACAGCACGAUGUUAGGGGGGUUUCACAUCACCAGGCGCACAAAGCGGGAGGGAGGGAGGGAAUGGAUGAUAGUAGGGGCCCAAAAUGGGCAACAUGGUGUGAAAGGAAAAGAGGAUGCAAAAGUGGGAGAGAAAGAGUGAGGGAAAAAGUGAUGAAGGAUGAGGGUAAGUGAAUGGAAAGAGUGUUAAACAGGAGAUGGAAAAAACCUUACGAGAAGCUUGGCGCCUCGCCUGCUUCCCAGCUGAUCUCCUCUCCUAAGCCAGCACAAUAUGGCCGAUGUCUCCCUGGUGCUCACACACUCUGUACUGUACUACUGUGCUCUAAGCAGCACAGGGGCGAAAUAGUAUUCAUUUUCACUGUAUUGUGUUUUAUUCUGGGUGAGCUUGAUUUAGUCUGCCAACUGUGCUGUGGUUAAAAUGGCUUUGGUUAAGCUGAAUAUGUGCAAAGAAUUUUGCGUGAAAACAGAAGCUUUUUGAUCUGUUGCGUGUUUGUCCUGGUUUGUCUAAAGCAUCCCCGACAACAGGCCAAAACAUGCUGCUUUUGACGCUUUCAUUACACAGUAGCAUAUGUGCCUGAUUACUCUGUCCCCUCUUCCAUCCAGCCAGCCAUCCUGUGCUUUGCCCUCCGCUUCCAUUUGAAAAGGAAUCUAGUUUUUGUGUCCUCAUCGCAGAAAAGGCCUACUUCAUUAAGGGGAUAUUGGAAUAGGGCUGAUUUGACUGAAGGGGGAGUACUCAGCGGGUUUAUAAACAGAGGAAUCAGUCUCACUCUCUGAAAGCCUGGGAGAGGCUAAUCACUAAGCAAAACACAACAUUUGAUGAAGUGUUUCUGAAGGUGUGUGUUGAAGGACUGUUGAGAUAGACUCAAUCCAUCCUUAAUGAAAAUGCUUUGGGCAGCAGAGCUGAGCUGAGCUGAGCUCAACCCUCUUGGGGAUCAGUGGUUAGUCAGAGCGCGCAGAGAGAUAGGCCACCCAUCACUAACCACGAUCCCCACUAAAUCCCCAUCAACGCAGUGGUUAAUCACUCUAACCCCGCUCUCCUUCGCUCUCCGCGCCUCUCUCCUGUCUGCCACACACAAAGACACAUCAAAAUUCAUAGCCUUGCUGGAGAGGUUCAGGGAUUUAUCACUGCCAAGUAUCUGCUUUAAAACCCAGCUUCAGCUUCACGGAGGAAAGAGGAAAGAGCAUUGGUGAAUCUGAACGGCAUAUGGCAUGUAGGUGAAUGUGUUUCUGUCAAAUCUAGGGAUGAAUAUCAGAAGCAGAAAUUCAGUCAUGCUUUAUUUACUGCACCUGAAGUAGAUAGAUUAAGAUCUUAAUGAACUUAGAGUGUCCGUAUACAUCUUUUCAUACAUUCUGAUUGAUUUACAUGUAUUUAUUUUAUACAGAUUCUAGGAUCUAAAACAGCUAAAAGCUUUAAGCACCUCACAGAAAUCUGGUAUUUGUAUGAGCUCCUUUUCACAGAGAGCCUUGUUUGUUACAGCUACGUCUUAACAUGUUUUCAGACUAGCACCCUGUGUGGUUGGUCUCCCGUCUUGACUUUAUUUUCUUGAAUGUGUUCAUGGUCUUUAGAUCAGUCACUUGAUCUCUUCAUUUUGAAGUGUUUGCUUUUUCAGACUGAGCCUGCCAUCUGUGGAAAUGUCACUAUCUGGACCUCCUCUCUGUCUGUCCUCCCCUCUGUACCUGUCAGUGUUCAUUACAAUCUCACUCUUUGGCCCCUCUUACAGCAACUGCAUGUUCUUGAUCUGCUACAAAUCACAUGCACACAAACAGGUUUUUGAUUUAUUUUUAGUCAUUAAAGCAUCCAAGUCUCCAAAAUAGAAAAAUAACCCCGGACUACACAAAAGUGACAAACAGCAUAUCACAUUUAUCUGUGUGUUCUAAGUAUUUAAUCUGCUGCUUCAGAGGAGUGUUGGGAAAAGCUAAAAGAAAUAUAAAGAGAUCCAUCACUCUUCGACUAAGACCUGGAUGUUUCAUAAAGACAGCAUUUCCUGCAGUUUUGAGACAAGAAGGGCUGUUUAAUCCUAGAUUGUGAUAUGAAGUUUUCCCUUAAAUGCAAAGACUCCUCCGCAGCUUUAUGUGAAACGUCAUCACAGACAAAAGCUCUCUGUGGAAUCGUCAUAGACAUAAAUAUGUUUCAGACACGACUGUUGUGCUUACGUCAUUAGGUGUAAAAGACUGAUCAUUUUGCUUAUGCAGCACUUUUCAAAAACAAAUUACAAAGUGCUUAACAAUUAAAAAUAUUUCAGUUGAACAGAAAUCAAACACAAGGUAGUUUAAGUCACCGUUAUAGAAAAGGCUGUAUCGAAACGUCUUUCUUCAGAUUUUUUGACAAAUUGAUAUUUUAAAGGUCUUACUCCAACUGAAUUUCUUUGUAAAAAUUUCAUGUUUUAAACCAGUUUUCACCUUUGAAUAUGGCAGCUGUUGUACUCUACCUAUAUUCUGUUAUGAAUGGCGCACCUUUAUCUCCUCCCACUGUAAAAAAGUGAGGCCUACAUUUCACCUGGAUGGAUACUAACAUAUAUUACACCGUUGGCGCAAUAUGGUGUCCAGGCGUGUGAGAAUAGGACCUGACUGGUGGAGCAUCAAACCUUUUCCGCUAACCAAAGCACACGUUUGACUUACUGGCAAAACAAAGAGGAUACCUUAGAUUGUGCUGUGACUAUAGUAAAAAUUUUCCAAUGUUCACCAUUACUCGGUGAGUCUUUGUUUUACACGUAAAGCUUGUAUUUAAAAAUAGAGUCAUCAACCACACCGUCCCUUCCCUCCCAGAAAAUAAAAGUGAACUUCUUAAAAAAAAAUAACACAGGAUUAUGAAACAGCAUGAUGAGAAUAAACUGCUUUAAGAAACAAUUAAUUCAGAAUUUAUUUGACAUGUAUUUUUAAUUUAUUUGAAUCAUGUCCUGUUUGUUUUAACAGAGGAGACUUUCUGAUCUAUAAUUGUGUUAGUCACCAGGGAAGGAGGAGCAUAGAUAACUAUUACACAUACUUGGCAGUAAGAAAGUCAUAACCAGGAAAUGGUUGAAUAAGGAGCCCCCCACAUUUACCAAAUGGGAAGAAAUCGUCAAAGAAUUUAAUUAAAUUUUUUUUUUAAUUUAACUUUUAUUUAACCAGAUAAAACACUCUGAGAUUUUGAUCUCUUUUAAAAGGAAGAACUGACUUUUUCUCUAAGGCAUACAACCAGAAAAGUGAAAAAAUAGUGGGAGACUCCGCAAUGAGAUAUUUAUUUGUCAUUGUGAAAUGCUUUGUGUCUCUCAUAAUAAGGGGAAAAAAACAAUGGUGGGGGAGUUCUGUUGGGCUGUCCAUGUUUCUUUACAGUCUAGUUAAGAACAGUAUUUGACAUGGAUGUGACGAUGAUUUACGCCAUAUCAAAUCUACAACUGAAGAGAGGGAAACACUGAUUGUACAGUCAGAUCUAAGUCAAUGUGAAAACUGUGCUAUACUCUCUCUCUCUCACACACACCGGAGCACAAAGCAUGCUCAGAUUUAGGUGAACAGGUGUGAAAAGGGCUGUAGGGUCACUAUCUAGCUCAGGUUGGACCUAGUAAUUUAGCUGAACAGAGGGAUUUUCUCCUCCCUGCUAAGACAGGCAACACAAAAGAUCGGACUUGAAAGCAGAGAGGGAACAGAGGGCUACAGACAGUUUAACUAAGAUGAAGGAGUUCAGUUGGCCAAAAUACCCACUUUGAUUAGUCUUUACACUUGCUCUAAUUGAGCAUGCAUGUGUGGAAGUCCCUUAUUUUUGGGUACCUUGCAGUUAAAUUUGCGCAUGUGUGUUGGGCCAUCAGCGUUUUAGCGUGUAUCAGGUUGUGUUUUUUUUUGUUUUUUUUUUUGUAAAACUCUCCCUCCCCUUCACACUCAUUCCUCUCUCAAGACUGAAUUUGCUUGUCUUCUCAGCAUGAGUGUUUAAUCUUUUCAGGCCGUUGAAUUGGCCCAGUGAAUGAGUCCCCGGCUCUUUCUCUCUAGGAGCCCUGGAGAUCAUUCUAAAGCACUAAUCGUUGAGCAAACACAGCAGUGCUCUCCCAUUCCCAUUCUACAUAGGCCACAGUAUAGCACAACUUCUUCUUUCACUUCCCCUCACGUUUUACGCCCUGUGUAGAUUUUUUGCUUUUUGGCGUACGUAGCCUAGAUUACCACUCCUGAGAAACAGACCUCUUGACUCCCCCCUCACAGCCAUGGUUAAAAAUGCACUCAGUGGAGGCUGGGCGAUUUUUUUUUUUAUUUUACUUAUUUGUUCUUUUAUAGCAAGAGAAGUGACAUGUAAUUUAGAGAGCAUUAUUUCCAACAUUGUCCCCUGGAACCUUUUAUGUUUGUGGGUGUGUUUGUUUUUUAAUUAGAUUGUCAGUAGGGAGAAUCUGCCAGGCUUAUAUGAUGGUGUCAAUAUCCUCGGAUUUGGAGCUUCGUCAAUAUUGUCUGGCCCUGCCGCUACUAACCUGAACAGGCUGCUGGCAUUUGGUGUAAAAUAAAUAGAGUGAUUUGUCUGUUUUGUUUUCUCCAUAUCUCCGUCGCCUCCAAGAGAAGUUUUAUUUACACCGCUCCCCAUUUGAUUUUGCGUGGUAUUUGCUUUUUUGCCAGUUGUGGCCUUGCUGUGGUCUGUGGAAGUCAUGCUGGAUCUGUACCCAGUGGUCCCUCAUGUCAUUUUAUGGUCAUAGAGUGUGGAAAUUUCUCUCCAGUGAUGGGACACCUGCUCAUGGCACAUAACAGAUUGGCCAAAAAGCAUUUUUUUUUCCUUUGUUGAGUCCUUUUUACCUAAAGUUAACAAAAGUUUUGUAUUGAUUUACUAAAGUCCAACAGACUAUUACAUGUUUUGUUUCUUCCAGUGCCGAAUCCACCCCCAAUAAAAACAAAAAAAUCAACUGCCUCUCCGCUUUGAAUCAGUGGCACAUUUUGCUCUCACAUUUUGUCUUCACCUCUUACUGUCCUCUCUUGUUUCCUUUCUACCUCUCUUCACAGAGAAAGCUGCUUGCCAUCUACCUCCACAAUGACGACAGUGUUCUCAGCAACGUCUUCUGCUCCCAAAUGAUGUGCGCUGACUCUAUCGUCUCCUACCUGAGCCAGAACUUCAUUACAUGGGCCUGGGAUGUCACUAAAGAAGCUAACAAAGCCAGGUACAAGUGUCGACCAGAGGGGUGUUUACUUUCAGAGAGGGUUGGGGUCAAAGAGCUGCAGGUUUUUUUUUGGUUGUAUUUUUGUCUUUAAUUACUGUUGUAGGUGAAAGAGACGGUAGCACUUUACUUGACGCCUAUCUCUAUAACGCAUCAUAAAUAUAUUUGUAAUUUGUUAUGGUCACGUUAUAGCACUGUAUAACUAUAGUUAUAAACACUCAUAAAUGAUCAUAAUGCUUUAUAGCAAUUAUGAUAACGCAUUAUAAAGCAUUUUGAUUAUGACUUAGAAGGUCAAGUAUCAUAAUGUGUUAUAACUGUUAACAACAGCUGCAUUGCAUUAUCUAUGUGGGCAUUGUCAGUGAGUUGUUAACAGUUAUAACACAUUAUGAUACCUGACCUUCUUAGUCAUAAUCAAAAUGCUUUAUAAUGUGUUGUGAUAAUUGCUAUAAAGCAUUAUGAUCAUUUAGGAGUGUUUAUAACUAUAGUUAUACAGUGCUAUAACAUGAUUAUAAGAAAUUACAAAUAUAUUUAUGAUGCGUUACAGAGAUAGGCAUCAAGUAAAGUGUUACCAAAGAGACAUAAAAAUUUAAAUAGGCUUAGUCAACUUUCUAUUAAAAAAGAUAAUUUGAUUCAAUGUACCAUGACUGAAGAGAAAAUACAGUCAGUUUUAUAAUGCAGAUAAAAGGACACAAUAAUAGGGAUGUAAUUUGUGUACAGUGGUCUUGCUUUAGAAGACAUUAACAUGAUUAAAUCUGUAUAAAAAGUCGAGUUUAAACAAGCCGCUUUAUUUGAUCCACACAAUUAUCCCUAUCUAGAAAUGGAAUAGCACAUGUAUUCAGUUUUAUUACCAGGUCUUUUACGUGUCAUGGUGAGGCUAUUGAGUGAACAGAUUUAAUUACUAAAAAUUAUUUGUUAAAAAUGUAGAAUGCCCAUCUUACAUAGGAUAUACCCUUUGCGGGCGCUGGAUUGGCUCAGCAGUUGAAUUGAGCCCCUCAUGGUUGGAGGCUGUAGUCCUCGACACGGUGGACCAGGGUUCAACUCCCGCCCUCAGUCUUUGCCCCAUGUCGUUCUCAUUUCUCUUUUCGCUUAUUGACUCUAUCCACCUCCAUAUUUUCUCAAUAAAGGCAUGAAAAACCCCAAACUACUCUUAAAAAUAUUUAUAUAUAACCCUUUGGACUGGCAGCUCUCAAAAUUAUACGAUGUUUAGCGUUGAAUUUUGCCCGGCGUAAAGUUAUGCAGAGCAAUAACUGAACCUCCACACAGUCACUGCAUGCUUAAUCCUUAUGUUUUAUUUAUAUGAGACUUACUGUCUGGUGGAGUGGACUGUUUGCAUAGUCUAUUGUAUCUCAUAAAGAGGGUAUUGAAUGUGUUUCAGUGGGAGAGCACUUGAUUGUGUGCAGAGGCAUCUGCAAACUGCCAGAAUGUCUUGUCCAGGACGCUCUGUCUAGCUCUCUUGUAUCAUUUUCUUUGCGUCAACCUGAUACCUAAAGUUAUUUGUAUUUUUAUUUAUUUGUUUUUUUUUUAGCUUUUUGACAAAGAUCUAAAUUGUGUGAACAGAGCAUUAUUCGAAACAUAAACAGCAUUUCCAAGUCUUUUCUGCACCCGGGCGCGCAUGUCCUUAAUUGCUGGCAUUCAACUCUCACUCACAUGCUGAAUUUCUGUCUGCUCAUUCCCUCAUCUACUUCAUUCUCUGUUUUGAAUUUCGGAGGUUGCAUGCUAACAAAAGGCGUUGUGUUUGUAUGGUGAGGCCCCUGAUUGGGCAAUCUUGACUAAGCUGUCUGAAAAGAGGGUCAGUGGGAGACGACAGACUUCUUUGGAGUCCAAACAUCUCUAUCUCUCCAUUUAUGUUGGAAGUGCGAGUGCAGCUUCAGCAGAAUGUGUCAAUUACUGGCUGAUCUGUGUUACGCCAUUUUAUCUUACUGAGAUUCAUGCCUUAUGUUUGGUUGUUUAUUUUAAAUAUUGGACAUAUAUGUGAAAAUUUUUAAAAUAGGUGAUCAGGAUUUGCAGAACUGGGCGUGGAGCAGCUAAAGGUUUAACUUUAUUCGCUUCCUUUGUGCUCUAGUAAAACCUCAUAUUUCUACUCGCCUCUGCUUACCUCUCUGCUGCAUCUUUUUAGUAUUCACUCUUCUCUUCGCUUUCCUGAUGCUUCCAUUAGUCUUAAUUUAUAUUUUCUUUAACCCACUACAUCUUUCUUUCUCUCUCUCUCCCUGGAACGUCCAGAGUUAAGCCUGCCCUGUGGUAGCAGCCAUUAAAGAAAGUCUCACACUCUGACCUCAGCCCUCUAUUAUUUCUUUUAAGGAAAUAACCUCCUUCCAUCAUUCCGCUCUCCUUUCUUUCUCGUUGGCCUCCUUUGCUUUUUGCCCCAGCUGAGCCUUUUUAUUGCACAUUAAAAAGCAGGCAACAUCUGGAGCUUUUCAUCACACACAGCUAGUCACAGCUUUGCUGCUGUCGUGUGUGUGCACGCUCGCUCGCUCACACACACACACACACACACACACACACACACACACACACACACACACUUGGUGUCUCCGCAUUCUCACGCUCCCUGGCUGAUCCAAAGUGACUGUUGAUUGGCACCAGUCACACAGGCUGUUAGAAAAGUAUCCUGAUUGUGUAUUUGUGUGUGAUGAACCCGCUGAUAUUGGAAUGUGCCUGUUGCUUGGCUCUCUAUUCUCUCAGGCCUCCCAAUAGUAUGAUUAAUUAUGCAUAAAUGCAGUUCCGCCGAUUAGAUGCCAGAGUAAUUGUCGUCCCAUGGGAAAUGAAUCUGAUAUGUCAUACUGGCACUGUACUAAUAUUGCACAUAGCAAAUGUUGAAACUAUUGUAGAUAAACACACUGAAAGAAGAAAAUUUAACAUCUAUAUGUGUUAGUCAUGAUCUGCCAAAUCUAUUACACACUCUCUAACACAAUACAAGCACCUUCAGAAAGCGAACUUAAUUUUCUUCAAAAUCCUGUUUGUUAAAAUUUGAAACAACAUCAACACAAAGCAAAAGUUAAAUAUUUAAGCAGUAGAUAUGAGGAAAUAUUCAGAGUUACAAGCAUUGCAUGGUGCCAUUUUACAGCAAUUACAGAUACUGUAAUCCUUUACCACGACCCUUUGCUGCACAGCUUCCCCCCUCUUUCUUUUCCCCUCAUUUGUCGUCUAUCUGUAGCUGUCCUAUCCUUAAAACCAGAAAUGCCUUUAGACAGACAGACAGACAGCCAUUGCUUUCUUGCUCAGUAAGUUAAGUACACAUAGUCUUUUUUGAUGGAGGCUUGAGUACAGCGGCAGUGCUUUUACACCAUUUUUGGGGUGUCAAGCAAGCUAUCAGUUAUACUCAUAUUAAAAGUUUCAAGUUAAUUGAUGGCAUGUCACAGGCACCAGCGCUGUGCAAAACAUUAAACACAACAUACAAACACAGAGAGUAUGAUUUGUAGCUACUGUGCACCCUGCUAUGUUUUUACUAAUCCUGGUUAAUUUUUAUAACACGUUGCAAAUUCAGGCCUAGCCGUGGGCUUACUCAAGGAUUUCAACACCUCCACAUUGUCACACUGUAGUUAUCCAGCAGUACAAAGGUUCAUGUUGUUGGUUAAGAGUUAUUAAAUGAUCAUUGUUGUCAAAACCUUUCACAGCAGUGACAAACAAAUGUGUAGACUCAGUCCUUCCACUUGACUUCUUCUUUUGACAUCCUGCGAUGUGAAAAGUUGACUGGCUGAGAGGGAGAACAUAAUGUCAUUUUCAUAUCAAAACAUGUCCACGUUCUCGGUGAAACAAAGUGUGUUUGACACAGUGAACGAUCACAGCAUCCGGUUCCCAUACACACUCCCAUACAGGUGGCUGGUAAAAACAUUCCCUGCAGUGCUACUGUUCUAACCUGACUCAUCAGGUGCUCACUGAAGUGAAUGUCAGGUCUAACAAGUCUACUCGCCUCGUCACGCACCACACAUGGAUGUGAAGAAAUGUGACGUGACAGCCCAGAGAAACAUUAACUAUUUUAGCUGUCUGGAUUUGCAGCCAGAGAUGGAGAUGACGACAAAUUAGAAGCUGUCAGUCACAUUAACAGCCCAAGCAGAGUCUCAAACACACAUUGGCUGUACGUUUGAGGCAGGUGUUUCCUCUACACCUGAAGGACUUAAAGGCCACAGGUCUGGUACAGUCUGGACUACAUUCUUCACCAUGUUAUGAUAUGGCUGAAUGAGACCGUGCUGAACUGUUCACCUCAUCCUGCAGUGGCUUGACUUCCUCCUGGCUCCAGUGUUGUGUCUAUACUUGUUCCAUAGAUUGUUUUAAGUGCUUUAUAACCAGGUUACAGUAGUUCUGUCGUUCUUAGUGGCAGCGGAUUCAUCAAGGUUAAGGAUGUGUUUUUCUGUUUGGAUUAUGGCUUUUACUUUGGUGGACCCAAUGACUUCCUUGGUCUUCAGGUAGAAACCAAAGGAGGUGGUCUUGUGUUUGAAGGGAGCUUUGAGAUUGGGUUACCCCUCAAGUUAGUGUCCAUUGUUCCCUGGCCUUUCAUUACAGGUUAGAGUUUCCCCGUGAGCUAUUGUUAUGGUACGUCAGGCUCGAGGUCUGAACAAGGACAAAUGUCAGAACAAAAUGAUCAGUAGGAUUUAGGGUACCCAGCUUCAUUGCAAGAAAAAGGUCACACAGAGUUCAACAUUUUGAAAAAUUCAGUCUGAAAUAUAUUCCCAAAACAUUUUAAAUUCUGGUUAUGUCUUUGUCCUGAUGCUGUCACUCCCAAAAUUUAAACCUUUUUUAUCAGUCCCUCAUCCAUAUUUUGCACGUACUGGUACUUAUUGUCACUUAAAAAGUGCCAGGAUUACUUCAGGUACUCCCUCGUCUAGUUUUAGGAGUCUCCAAGUAGCUGGCUCAGCUUUGGCUUCAUGUUUUAAUGAGUUACACCCCCUCGCAGACAGCGUGCCUUCCAUCUAUCUUCUUCCCCUGACCCGCUGUCCCUCCAUCCAUUCCAUUACUUCUCUAUUUUACCAGGCAGUUAUUAAAGUAGAUCUUAUUAAAAGGCAGGAGAAAAAGCUAAUCUAUAUUUGCAUUCAGUCUAUAGCAAUUCAUUAAUAUUAUGACAUUUACAGGGAGCUUGGUGGGGCCCCGGCUGCCUGCUACCCUUUUCCCUCUCUGAAAUGUUAAUUUAAAAAGUUCUGUCUUUGUAAUGGAAUAAGAAAUCCUCUCCUGCCCUAUCAAUUCUGGGUGUCUGGUGAGGAAUACUAAUUCAUCUGCGGUUCUGCUAUUGAGAUAGCAUGUCACUCUGAUGGAAUAAGAAAAUGCAGAAUGGGUUUUAAAGUCCUUAAUGCCACGAGUUGUGUGUCUGUCCCUUCCAUAUAUGUCUCCUGUGUGUGUAUUAUGAUCAUCUGUGUUUGUGUGUGCUUUGUGCUGUAUAUCUUUGGUCACAAGCUGUGAAAUACACCAUUUGUUGCAAGAAAAUCUAUCCAAUGUGUGCAAAAGAUCAAAAUUUGAUUUUAAUUGUGUGAUGUGUGUGUUUUUCAGACUACUCACCAUGUGUACAAGGCACUUUGGCAGUGUGGUGACACAAACUGUACGGACAUACAAGACAGACCAAUUCCCUCUUCUUCUUAUAGUCAUGGGAAAACGCACAUCCAACGAAGUUCUAAAUGUUAUUCAAGGUAAAGAAAAAAGAUAAGACUUGCCUUUGUCAAUAUCUAAAACCAGUUUUCUCUAAAUACUGAGAAUAAAUGUGAAGCAGCUUUUCAUUCAUUCAUUCAUUCUUGAUCGUGACUUCUUUUAUAUCAUCAGGCAAUACGACAGUGGAUGAGCUGAUGAUGAGGUUAAUGGGUGCCAUGGAAAUCUUCACAGCACAACAACAAGAGGACAUUAAAGAUGAGGUAAGGAUUGAGAACAAUCAGAGUGUGUCUGACUGCAGGGAAACACAAAUGAUCUGCUAAGGAUCUCCAACAGCUGGUAAAGGCUUUAAAUAGUCUUUAAAGUAGCUGCUAGUUGACAAACAUUUUCUCAGCUUUAUUUGAUCAAACAUUUCAGUCUUUACAUUGUUGAAGAAGUUUAAUAACAGAGUCAUAACAGUGCACAGCCUACUUUUUGAACUGCACUCUAAGGGCCUGUGUCCACUGACAGUGAUUUUUGCUUGGGGACGCCUUUCACAAAACAAAUGCAGUUCACUGGUUUCAGCAUCCUGACUGCAACAACAACAAAAAAAUUCACUGCCCUCUUCACAAUGUAGGUUAAAAAUAGUCAAUCAAAGUCACAUAGAGGCAGGACUACAAUGAACAUCGAUGGCAGAUGUCGGUAUGGAGGUGAAACUAAUCCUACGAUAUGAAUUCUAUCCAUUAUUUUGACAUUUUCUUUGUUAAUACUGUUAAAUAAGAGCAAAUAAAUAAAGAAUUGGAAAGCAAACUCGGCAGUCUUUACCAGUGGAAGUGAAAGUCAAUCAAUCAAUCUUUAUUUUUAUAGCACUUUGUAUACAAAACAAUGUAGCACAAAGUGUUUUACACUGAAGAAUAAAAGAAUUAGAGAAUACCCAACUCUACCCCACCCCAUCCCUGCACUCCAAACAAAACAUCAGCGAGUUUUAAAAUGCACUGGCUUAAAAGAGCUUGCUUUAGUAAAAACAGGAUUAUGCAUACUGAGGAAACGCCAUCUUAGAAUUCAAGAUGAGGAAACAGUGAAGGUAAGGUUUAAAUAUAAAGACAAAGUGAUAUAAAUAUAAAAUGAAAGCAAAAAGAUACGAAAAUGAGAGCACCAGAAUAGCUCAAUAAAAGACAAUCCUGACAUUAAAACACAAAAUUAAGUUAAUGAUAUAAAAUUUAGUGAAAAGCAAGACUAAAAAGGUAAAAGCAAGACUAAAAAAGUGUUUCUGACGACUUUUGUAACCUACCAACACUAAGUGCUGGUGAGAAGUGCUUUGAAAUAAGGAUCAUGGGUGCUGCCAGUGCUAAAAAUGCAGCGAGUGUACACAGGCCCUAAAUCUUUUUGGUUUUGGUUGACCCCAGAACUUAAAAAGAGACGGAUAAAAGUUUGUACCUCAACCAGGAGCUUGACCAUUGUGCUCGUUUCGUUGUGCUUGUCACAUUGACGAUAAAAUUCUAUCUAUCUAUCUAUCUAUCUAUCUAUCUAUCUAUCUAUCAGCUGUUCUUAGAGGUCAGACCAGAGAGAGGUUAUUAUCUGAGUUGGAUGCUAUGACUUUAUGAAUUAACCCCAAGUUUAACAUUCUGCCCAGAGGGAGCAAUCAAUAUUUUUACACUGUUGCCAAUCCACAAUGACAAGAAGAGAACACUUGACCAUUUCCCCUCAUCACCUCACCUUACUGAGUGUUUAAUGUGCCGGCUACAGGUCUCUGAAUAGAUACAGGACUCAGGCUUGUCCCUCAUUCAUUCCAGUGUGCUGCUCUGUGUCUGUCGGCUAGCUCUUUGACUCCAAUAGAGCAGACAAACACCAUUGAGGGAUACAAUCCAUACAAAAAGUGAGUGAAGUGGAAGUCUUUCAUGUAUUAGGCAGGAAUCUGGGACAGGAGAGCUGUUAGGGACUUUUGCCUGACCCUGAAAUGUUUACUCAGUGUUGUCAAACAAGAAUAUGAACAACACGCUUUUUUUUUUCCAUCCAGACAGGUUUCAGACAGAUGGCAUUAGGGAAACCCUCCCUAGCUCUUUCCUUUUGGUAGUGUUCAGAUUUAUUUAUUUUAGAUCGGAUACAGUUUUUUUCUGUUUCAACUGUAAAAUCCUGUUUCAUAGUCUAACCUAUUCCCACACUUUUUUUUUCACAGUGUCAUGCUUCGUAUUUUGUUUACUGUAUCUAGAGAUGACAGGUGUCACACUACAUUAAGAUUUUAACAGCUAAAUAGUCAGUCAACCAAACAGCCUCUUGAACAAUGUCAUUAUAUAAUAGUCCAAGUAUUUUUUAGUUAUGGGAACCUUGGGGGAGGAAUGAUUUUUACCUCAGACACACCCUGAGGCUUCACCAUCCUCACGAGUGUCACUAGGUUUUAAAUGACAGUUAUUCUCCUCCUGAUGUUAUUAUUGCUACAGUGCUCUGGCUUCAUUUUGGAUUUGUCAUUCUUGUCACAUUUGGAAAGAUCCUGAAUGACAAGAAACAAUCAGUGGUGUUCAGAGUAUGCACAGGUGUCAGGUGAGACCGUACUCCAAACCAAAGGUGGAGUAGUUAUCUUUUGAAUAACUCCCACUCUCAUCAGAAGUUCAUUACACACGCACAGACACAGAAAGGAUACUCUUCUCAGUUUCUUACUUUGAUCAAGAUAAGCAUGUCUUUCUACAAACCCGAUUCUCAGUCUGAAUCUUAAAUGUUGUCUAAACACAAGCUGCUGUACAAGAACUUUGCUGAGAUUAAACAGUCUAAGAUUGGCAAAAUUAACAUUUAAAUCAGGACCUGGCUGAUCACAGGAUAAGUAAAUAACAAUUUGAGAAGGCUUUGGAUGCCAGCUUUCACUACCUGACAGUUUCUGGUGCUGCACUGAGGACGCAUUUUGUUUGAUAUCAGAGAGAAAAUCACAUUCACUUUUCAUCCUGCUCUCUUUCACUACCUUACAUUGUAUAAUGACCCUACUGAGUGUUAUUGUGAUGUUUUUGUUGCUGUGUCAAUACAGUUGCAUUGGUGUUUCAUUUUGUGUUUUUUUCCAUGCAGAAAUAUUGUGUUUCGUCACACAAAUUAGAUCUUCUUCUUUAAAAAUGUUGCAGAAAAUGGCUUUGGAUUAAUUGUGGGAACAGUAUUUCAGAUGAAGACUGAAGUAAAGCUGUACAGAGGCUGUUUUAAUGUUCCAGAAUUAUCCUACUGUUCCUGCCUGAAGGAAACACCUCGAGAAAAGUCAUGAAAAGUCAGCAUCAAAGAGUAUAUGUGAUGAAGAAGGCAUGAUUUUCCGUUGUGAUCAUUCAUUACUAGUUUCAUUAACCACAAGAUUACAGCAUAUCCUGUAUCUGACAGGACCUAAUCCAUUUCAGAUGUGAAGUCAACCUUAUUGCUGACUAAUCCCAUCUUCACUGUAGCAGCUCUGAGGCAUCUCUCCCUCGCCGCUUUCUCUCUUUCCCCUCGCCAUGUUUUUCUUUUUUUAAUCCUCACCUUUCCAAAGACAAACUCAGACAUGAACACAGACACCCGCCCAGCCUAGACAUUCCUCCCUGACACUGACUUUUGUGUUUGUCUAGAAAUGGAGCAGCUGGACGGCCACAUUGUGUCUCCAACCAACCUUACUGACUCGCCAGUCAUUCCUCUGGUCGUCUGUGUUUGUGUUUGGUGUAGUUAGUAACAGACUGAUUUCAGGUUUUGUGGUCUGAUAAUGUAAGCACCAGGGGCCAUUUUUAGCCCCAAUGAUUUCAUGCAAAUAUGAGCUAAAACUACAGAGUUUAGCAGCUCUGAGCCACUUAAACGAUAAAAAAUACAUCUUUUUUUCAGCAUUGUAUUGUAACUACUGAAUUUUAGUUUGGGAUUUGAAUAUCUGCGUUAUAAGAUAGCACAAGUCCAGCCAAGGUCUUUUGAGAAGUUCUUUAAAAUCAUGUUUUUGAGUUUCUAAAUAAUAGAUGAAUGUCACAUUGUGCCUCUCAUGCAAACAAUGUCAUUCGAGGCAAAUCAUGCAUUAAAAAAAAAAUCAACAAAUCAAACUCCUGAACUGCUUAUUUGCGUGACUCAGAGCAAGUCCAUUGAGGGUUGCCACUUUUGAUGCUUUUGUCCCUCUGCACCAUUCUUUUACAGUUUCCUUUCAACGUUCGGCCAUUAUAUGAGCCAAAAGCACAAAUGUAUCCUUUGCGUUUACCGAUUGAAUACAGCAAUACACACUGUGCUUUUGCUUGACUGCACAGUAGCCCUCUGAUCAUCACAAUAAGCUUACUUUGCCAUAUCCGGGCUGGCACACAGCAUGGGCCUUCUCAAAAUAGAGAACUAAUGGCUGUGCACCAUUAACACAAUGGACACUCGUCUUUAGUCCCGGUCUUUAUAAAACACUUUGUAGCCACAGCAGGUAGAAAGAGAAGGGCAGCCUGUCCCCGUCCCUCUGUACAAACAGGAAGAGAGAGGCCGAGUGAAUGAAAGUGAAAAGGAUGGUGAAACUGAGAUGAGGAAACAUAAAAGAAGCUCAGGGUCUGUUAAAUGACAGCCCGGUCACAAUGAAGUCCCUCUCUGUUGUUACUCUUUCAUACCUGAUGUUUGUACCUGACCACACUUAACAUACUGCAUUUUUUCCCUACCUGGUUCUUUUGGCUCCCACACACCCGGCACCUCAGCUUAGAUGUUUUGUGCUCUUACGUCCUUUGUUAUGUUGUUAGUUAAUGGGCCCCACUUUUCUUUCUUUCUCUUUUCUCUCUGUGUGCAGGACGAGCGAGAGGCAAGAGAGACUGUGAAAAGAGAACAGGAUGAGGCCUACCGCCUGUCUUUAGAGGCCGACCGCAAAAAGGUAUCUUAAAUUAAGGUGUUUAACAGAGAACUGGAAGAAGUGUAUGGUAAGUUUUUUAUACUUGACACGUUUUAAGUUUGACUAAAAAAGGCAAAAGCACCACCUCUGUUUUGAAUUAUGUCCCCUUUAAUUUCCUUUUUGUACAGUUUCAAGACUUUUUCACUACAAUAACACAAACUUCAAUAACAGUUGUGUCCUUGGUAUUUAAGGUUUAUACUGAGCUCAAAACUAAUGCCAGUAUACACAGAAAAAAACAACAAACACAGUAUUAAGUAUGGCCCUAAGGUCAAAAUAACUACUUUUAUUUUUUACAGAUUUUUCAGUUUAAAGAAAGAUUAUUUUUCAUCAUUCUUUUCAAAGAUAGGGCAGAAAAAUUCAGGAAACACAUCAUUAGCAACAUUCUAUCUAAUGACUUUCCUUCUUUCUUUCUCAGAGAGAAGCCCAGGAGAAAGAAGAGGCCGAGCUGGUUCGCCUAGAACAGAUGAGAAAGGAGCAGGAGGAGGAGAAGGAGGUGAGAGGAGCAGCCGUACACACAUUAUGCAAAUUAGCUAAAUUAAUAUUCCAGAUUAAUCAGUGCAAGGCUGAGCAGUGAUGUGUUUUGCCAGCACACAAUGACUGUGCUAUUGUGCUGUUGUGUUUUUUUAUCAUCUGUCUUGCUCUCACUUCACAAUAAUGAGUCAAUUAGAUUGUGGUUUUCGGUAAAGGCUGCCAGUCAGUGAGGCGUGUGCAGCGUGGGGAACAGGCAUACAGCCAUUUCAGAACAAAUAAAAUAUCCUAAUUACAGUGAGGCCCAUCCCGGUUAAUGUCACCUUACAUACACAGUUAUUGUUCUGUCUUACUGCUUUACAUUGGUAUAGCAUACAGCUUCUCAUUGAAACCCAACAGAACAAUAGACUGAGGCAAUACACACACAAAACCUAAGCAAACACACACAUAUUCACUUGAAAACAAUUAUUGAAUGUGAAGGGGGUGCAAACACACACCCACGCCCACACACACACAUACACAUGCAGGCAGACACUGUCACGCAUAGAGGAAAAACAAUCAUUGUCUGUGAGGACGGCACCAAUGCAGCAAUACAGUCUCUAGUAAUACAGUGUAGUCCUGCUGAUUGUUGUUUACUCAGCGGCCGAGUGCCCGAGGCAGAGAGAGGUAUUAGGUGACCAAACUCACUCAGGUGAUUUGUCACUUAAGUUCAACAGAAAGCAACAAAAGAGACGCGGGCAGGGCCUUCUUAAUUAUAUCACUGUAGUCCACUAACCAAACGCAAUGUGCACGCUAGUGUGUUUUAAACAACAAUAGCCGCCAUGGUCCCGUUUUUUUUCCCUCUUAUAUCAGUUUUCUGUGCCAAAGCUCACUGGUUUCCAUGGUGUCCUCUGUGCUAACACACCCGAGUCAAGCUCGUGCUACAGUCCAGGUAUUCCUAAAUUUGAGAGCCGACAGCACCUGCUAGGAGUGGACAAUGGAGGUUUAAGUCUUAGUCGCGGUUAUGCAGAAUUUGUAGAAGAUCAAAAAGUGUAAAAAUCAUGAUUUUCUUGUUCAUCACAAGAUUUUAUUGUGUCUGCUCAUAGUCCCGCUGAAACAAAUCAGUCGUUGAACUGAAAUAUGUAGAAGUCUAGCAAUAAAGCAUCUUAGUUUUUUAGUCUUUUUUUGAUUAAAAUCUUUUUUGGGCUCCAUUUUGCACUUCAUUUGUUAAGAAUUGUUAGCAUACACGGAAGCAUACAUAGAAAGCAACAAUGCCGAAAGUAUUAUUAGUGUUAGAAUAUAAAUUGUUUGAAGCAGUCUUGCUGAAGUAACACUUUCCACAAUUGAUCAAAAAAUCGUAAUUUUUUCAUUUACCUUAAAAUGCUGCUCUUAAUUCUUCUGUUUAGGGUUUUUAACAACACGAUUGCUGUUGUUAAAAUCAUGACAGGAUUGAAACAUCCCAGGUCCUACUUGAUUUAGUCAUUUUUGCCUCUUUGACUUCUUUUCUUGAUUCAUUAGCCAGAAUCUUAUCAAUCAUUUUUCUUAAUUAUAAAAUCUUCCAAAAGCGUAUCGAGCAGUUUUCCAUUCAGUUUAAUUGGUUUAUGUUUACAGCUGUUUUUAGAAUCUGCUGUCGCAAAUGACAGAAACUGCAGGCACAAGCAAAACACCAGUUACCACCAGUGAGAGGACAAUGCUUAUGGGAAUGCUCAUCCUGUGAUUUUGGAUGAACCGGGGGGGGAGGGGCUGCACUGUGUCUGUGUUUUAUGUGCUUGUGUACUUUGUUGGUACCACUUACCUCCUUCAGGGGGUCUUAGCAGACAGUUGUGUGGCUGUCAGGUGCACCUGUUUGCUUUUUGUGGUUAGCUGAGCGUAGAUGAAGAGGCAGAUUAAUAGAGGGAGAGAUGCUUCUGCUUCUUUGUGUGGAGCAGCCUCAGCCCGAGGCUCGACCAGACGCGUGUGCCGUGGUUUCUUCAGGGACGCUACCUCUCACUUCUGUGGGCUUUUAUGCUUACGUCUGUGGUUGACUGUCUGCAUUUGUAUAGCCUCCACUGUACACACACUCCUUUGUAUUGUGUAUGUGUGUAUGUCGGUCCCCAGUGGCCCCUUUAACUCAGUCAGCAUCAGAUCUUAAACCUGAGGGACCUGAUGGCGGAGCGGCACGCGCGCCACCCUGCCCACCCAACACCAGAAGCUGCUAAUGAGCUACUGUUGUACACUCUUAUGAAAUAUAAUUGCAUUAUGGUGUGUAAAUAAAGCCGGGGCGUGUUGUCACAGCAUAUGCUCCCCGGCUGGCCGAACAGGAACAACAAGCUGGAGGGGGGGGUGUAGGAGCAGAGGGAGGAGGAAGGCUCAAGGGAGCGGCUGAAGCACAGGAGAGGUGAUGAGCUUCUCUGUGGAAGAUAUCAGUCACAGGUUGUCUUUGUGUUCGAUGGGCUAUUCUACCAUGGUGUCAACAGUAUUACCAAAGUUAUGGACUUUAAAAAUAUGUUAGUCCCGUCUAAAAGAAACACGAAGAUGUUCCCUCACAGACUUCUCAAAAUCAAGAAAGCUUCGAACAGCAAGAGCACAGGGUUGUUAACUUGUUGAAACCGUACUUUGCAUCCCUCUGAGCUACACCAGGCUUUAGGGAACAGGGUGAGACACAGCGCAACAAAUCUAAUGAUAUUCUCAUCACAAAAUGGGUCUUUACUGAGCUAGAGGUCAGCUGCAUUCAGAUUCUGGGAACAACGUCUUCUUUGGGCUUUGCGCUGUGCUCGUGUUUACUUAAAACACGUAGAUAUGACUUAUUUUUAUUGGCACACGUCUUGUACUCCAGAUGAUGCAUUUUUAUUAGAUCGUUUAUUCUAAUUAUUUGUAUUAAUAUUCCCAUACUGUUGAUCCGUGCAAAUAAAAAGAAAACUUUUAAACAUUUCCACUAAGAAGAACUUAAAUAAAACUCCAGGCCAAUGCUGUAAUUAAAGAUCACUGGCUGCUAAAUUAGUCUGAUUUUCAUCUUGUUUAUUUUAGUCACCUGUCACAAUAUUUCCCAUGAUGACCCGGCAGUAAAAUGAACAAACUGUAAGAUGGAAAAAAAGCAGGCUUUGUGAUGCUAAUUAGCUUGAAAAAAAAAAAAAGGAAAUGCAGCGCCAGUAAAGACAGCUGCCUCCCCGCUGCACCUGUAUGUAAUCAUCGCCGCUGUCACUCAGCACUGUGAAUCACUACAUCAGCUUGAUGCCUCAUAUUCAUACCUUACGUCUUCAGAUUUCCUUAAUUAAUUUUCUCGCAUUAGUAUGCAGAGAAAGAACAGAAAGCCAUGAAAUGAGGUAAAUCUGUCACAUUUUUGAGGAGUCCUCAGUUUUCACCUCCUUCAUCCACAUUUGUCCACUAAGCUCUUAACCAAAUUCAUUGAUCUAGUUGUACCUCUGUGUUCCGGUCGAUGUUAAUUCAUCUUUUUUAUGAACAUCAAGUAUGACAGAUGUGUGAACAACAAACACUUAAUUUUCCUCCCGUUUUCUUGCAGGCAAUCCGCUUGUCAUUGGAACAGGCCCUACCGCCAGAGCCUGAGGAGGAUUCAGGGGAGCAGAUCAGCAAACUGCGAAUCCGCACACCGAGCGGCGAGUUUCUGGAGAGGCGUUUCCUUGGCAGCUGCAAGCUCCAGGUCCUCUUCGACUUUGUGGCCUCUAAGGGAUACCCCUUCGAAGAGUUCAAGCUCCUCACCACCUUCCCUCGUAGAAAUGUGAGUCAGAUUUUUACACUUACACACACUUAGACAUGGAUUAAGCUCAUUUGAGAGACUUUCACAAGGAUGGGAAUUAAAAGGUUGAUUGUCCAACUGUAUCUACGCUGUCUUUCGUCGUAGUUCUCUGCCCACACAAACAGGUACUAAAUUGGUGGAGAAACAGCAGGUUAUAAAGGGUUUUCAGCCACAGCUCUCAUCUCUGCUGGAGAGAACCACAGCUGUAAUUGGCUUCUCCGCUCAGGCCCAGACUGAACUUACGGGUGCAGAGAGCAGCAGGGAUAAUAGUUCGGAAAGUCUGUUACGGCUUAUUAAGUGUUUUUUUUCCUCUCGCUUUUUCGUCAUUCUUGUUUUGUUGUUUGUGUGCUGCGGCAGCAUUGCAUUUGUUUACUCAUACUAGUGAUGAGCAAAUUGUUUAUCUCUCCACCUGUGCGCAUGCAUUAUUCAGUGAAUAUAAAUGAGUAUCAGUGCACUAUGAAUACAGUACACUAUGACUGAGUUAGGAUACAGUUGUCAGCACUAACAGUAGUAUUCUCUAUGGCUCUUCUGCUGACGCCCCUGCAGCACUCAGCCAGCUACAACCAGUCAUUAGAGGGCUUGGUCGCCGCACUCUGUGGCAGAGAGCUAAUGAGCACUAUUUUAACUACCAGUUUAAUUAGCCAUGCUGCUGGAAACAAAAAUGGGAUUUCCAUUAAUCAAGAGAGGAGUUCAUGGGGAGGGGUGGGUGGUGGCGGCGGCGGCAGCGGGUGUAUAGAGGUGUGUGCGCGCAUGUGUGUGUAGGCUUGCCCAGGCAGUGUGCCAUCAUAGUCUGUAGAGACCGCCAGGGCACAAACACCUCAAACUAACACACACAUUAACGAGUAGCUCACACUCUUCAUUUCGUCACAAUCGCACACUUCAACACAUGCACAAAUAUUUUCAAGCAAACACAUGCCCCGCUCACAACUUUGUCACUUAAAGGAUUCACAGUUGUCUCUUUAUAAUCAAGAGUAAACAUGUGUUUGAGACAGAGAUAAAGAUGUGUCUGCAUCGCAGAUGAAAUUCCGGCAAAAACAGGAUGGGAGGAUUAGAGGGGGAGAGCAGCGGGAAGAGGAUGGUGACUGCAGAACUAGUGGAAAAGAGAACAGAGAAGACAAAAGCUUAAACAAAGAAAAGAUUUAAUCAGAGAAACAGUCUGAAAGAGAAACGGAUAGAGAAGACAAGUGGAGAAGAUAUUAAAAAGAAGAAGAGAGGAGAUAAUUCCAGAAAACAGAAAGGCGGGAGAUUUGGGGAAAGAGGAGAGGGAAACAGCUCGCUGGUAGUGCCAGUAUGAGGCUGUGAACACAGGCCCCUGUCUAAUCCUGCAGCUCUGUGUUGUAAUUAAAUGAGAGGGAGCAUAGAAAGCCUCCAUCCCGUCCAGACGCUCUCACUGUUGCUCUGCCAGGAUCAGAGGAUAGAGGAUAGACCACUAUUGCAUUUGUAAUACUGCACAACUGUUGAAACCUUCUUUCCCUUUUUCGAGUUUUCAGCAGCUUUAUGCAGUGUCACUCUUUCUUUUGCUAUUUCCCUCCGUCCCUCGUCAGCCCGCUUUACCUCAUAUCCACACACUCCUGCUGUAACAUGAGUAAAUGGAUCUACUCAAUCCAACGUCGGAAAAGUUGUGCUGAACAUUUUCGGGUAAAACUACACGAUUAUUGACCAGGAGAAAGAUUGUUGUGAAUGAGUAAGCCUGGUAACGGAGGUUUAUUCGCCUUUGUAGACGGGCUUUAGACACUUUGAGACCGAACAAUCGAGCCAAAUGAGAUUCCUUUGAUUCAUAAUUUUUCCACCUACUCAAAGCUUUGCGGAUAAGUGUCUAUUAGUCCCCAAUUUUUGGACCGAGUCUCUUAAUCAACAUUUGGUAUCAGUGGCUUAUCUCUUCAGCACUACAGCAGGCCUUACACUGGCAUCAUUUGUACUAGGCUUAGCCGUGCUCAGGGAGCUAACCCUUUCUCCAUUUCUCUGACUGUCAGCGAGUUUGAGGAAGAGGAAGGGGAGGAGGGGGACUUUUAGUGUUUCAGUUUUCAGCUUUCCAUUCAAGAAUUUCCCUCUUUUCCUUUGAUACUUGUUGAACACAAACCACUGCUGAAAGGCCUGAGGUCUUCUUCCCUUCUCCUCGCGGUGAACAUGUUUAGACUGCCAGUCCAAUAAUCUGCAAUCGGCUCUUCCUGCCUGGGCUGAACAAAGACACCCAAACACUGUCAAAGCAGCGUAUUAGUUUUCUCACUGUGAUACUGUACUCGACUUCACCUUCUCCUAAUCCUUCCUCCAGCUCCAUCGAGUGAGUUCCAAAUCAUUCUUAGACAAAACUUGAGAUGCAGAAAAAAUAAACAGUGGCACAGAAGAAGCUGCACAUUGCAGUGAAAUAGAUUUUACAUCUGUUAUACUGGUGUGUUUUGUUUUUCUUGCCCUCCCAUCUGAAGAAUUCACAGGAAGAGCUGCUGCAGCUUAUUUUAAAUGAAGUUACAAUCAAAAAACUUCUUCCUCUUGACUGUAAGUCGAGUGAAAGUCUUCCCAUGACUAAAAUCUAAAGCACCACACACAAGUAGCUGUAUGGCUCUCUGCUUUUCUGUUAAUUGGUUUUAUGAGGACAUGCAUACAGGCUAUAAUGUCUUCAAAAUCUCAUCUCAAAAACGUCUCCACCUCAUCAUUACUUAGCUUGGCUGUGGAAGCUUCAUGGCGUAAAUUGAUGUAUUUGCAGAUUUGACUCUAGAAGGUAAAGUUUUUCAGAGCUUCAUCUUGUGACACAUAAAAAAACUACUGAAAUGAGAACCCGGACGACAUUUUGCAUUUUCAUUUUGGGAGUUUUCUCACCGUUUCUCGAGUGUUUUUUUCUCCUUGGAAAAGUCGAUUAUUUUAACAGGUUCUAAACACAUCAAGAGCAUAUUCUCAUGUUAAAAGCCGAGUUUCACCCCAAGGGCUUCUUAGCCCCCUCCUCACCUUCAGCCCUCCUCUCCUCUUCCUUCCAGCUUUCCCUCCCUCUGUCUCCCUUUUCCCUCCUCUCUCCUCCUCCUCCUCCUCCUCCUGCUGUCUCUCCCUCACUGAUCUCAGAGUCAAUUAUUUUAUAUUUUCAAUCAGUUUUUCUGUCUGUAUCCAUUCAGCCUCUCACUUCUCAGUCCAAAUCUCUUUAUUUCUAUACCCCUCAGAGUACAUAUAUUUUCUGUACCAUCUAAUACAUCUUUAUAUUCUCUUUUUUUCUGACCUCCUGUAUCUCUCUCCUUUCUCAGAGCCUCACCCCCUCAGUCCUAACCCCCCCUGUCCAGUCUGUGCAGUGCAUUUCUUCCCUUUGAAGUACCGUAUUCUGCUCUGUUCUUUUAUGUUCACGCCCCGGCACUACGUGCUGUCAACGCUCCUGGCAGCAGAUAAUGAUCUCCCACUGCUUUUGUAAUUGGCCAAAUAAACACUUGACAACACUAGUUUAAAACAGACAAGUUAUUUGGUUUUAAUUAACAUAGUAGGGCCUGUAAUGGCUUCAUUAAAAAUGCGUUAUUUCAGCUGCACGUUUGAUUAUGUUGGAAGCGGACAUCUUGAGGGCCUGUGUUUAUUUUCCCUUUCUUUUCUUUCACGGCUGAGCGUUGCCGAGUGUCGCCUCCUCUGUUAUCAGUGUGUUUUAUUCAUUUGAAUCAAGUGACUUACAAUUGUGGUAUUUAUUUUAAAACUUCACAUUAAGAGCUAAUUAUGGGGUUUUAACCGAUGAAAUCUGCUGUAUGAUAAUGCCAAAGACACGGGGUUGAUUUCAGCCGAUUGUUUUAUGUCAUACGAUUUCUCAUAAGGAAAUAAAGACAAAAUAUCAAAGAUUGCCGAGAAGCACCAUCUGUCUUUUUGUUUGCUUCCAGUUUUAAAAUUUGGCUUUUUAAUGCCCAGCUUCCAGAUAUUGUAUUAUCUACUUGGAUUUUGAGUUCAUUUCAGCGUCUCUUUUUUUCUGUUAAUUUGUGUGUUUUUAAUUAACAACUGGAAAACCUUUUCCUCCACUAAUGCAGUUCAGUCAGAUUAAACCCCCUCCAAAUUAAUUUCCUCUUUUAAAACUGUCAGACACUUCUCUACUUCUGCUGAUUGAUUUGAUUUAAAUUGGCUGAUGAAAAUUAUAUUGACUCAAGGUUAAGAACAAACUGCAAAGCAGAGAGCUAGAUUUUGUCUGUCUUAUGUAUGUAUGUAUGUAUGUAUGCAUGGCUGUGUAGGCACAGGAGGAAAGAAUAUGGCUUAGGCAGAGCAGAGGAAAAACAACAGCUUUGUUUGUUGACAGAUGCCUCCAUGCUUAUGGUCUGUUAAUUGGAUAACAAUGUAAACAAUCACCGAUGGCGCCCGUCUCCUGUGUCAGUGUGGCAUCUUGUUUCCCUACUUUCUUUUUCAGAGUCAGAUGCUGCUCUCCCCCCGUUGUCUCUCCCUGGUGCACUGCAAGCACAAACUCUCAUCCUGAUUUCUCUGAGAGUGCACACAUCCACACAAACACACAUGCUUAUAUCUAGUCUACACACACACGCACACACACACCUGCUCCACCCCAAAGCCUCAUUUACUCCUACCUGAUGCUGUGGUGUCAUAACAGCCUGUCGGGUUCAUUAGCAUGGCAGCCAUUUGCGGCGCGCUGCUCCUGAGGUGGGAAAAGAAGCGCAACAGCCCUGUUGGUCGUUUCCCCCCACCGUUGGGAUGGAAUAUGUUUUCAGCAAACACACACCUGCACAGACACGCACACACACUAUUUUAGCUCUCCUCAUGGUGCCACGUACCCUGCCGAGCAAUGAAGCAGCUGACUUGGUGAGGGGUGCAGGGUUGAUGCGGCAGUCCCACUCUUAGGCUCCCAGGGACCCUGCUGAGAAGUCAAGAGACUAAAUGACACGUUGAAAUGAGGACAAGGAGAUGAAAGACAUGAGUGAAAGACCGCUGACGCGUGCAGGAUGUGACAUUUCCAAACACCCAUGGGAGAUGGAUCGGUUGCCUGAUGCUGAUAUGUCCUUCUCACCUUCUCCUAAUUUACUUACCUUCUCCUUCUUUUUCUUUCGUUCUUUUCUCACCCUUCUCUCCGAGUCCUUGAACAGCCUCGAGUUUUGCAGACUGCCUGGUGGUUAUCACAAGAUUAAAUGUGUAGAUUGUUUUAAUUAUUUUGAGUGUUUGCUCAAAUCAAUACGCUCAGUCGCAGAUAACAGUUUUUCAGGCGCUGACAUAGACUCCGUGUUUAUCACCAUGCAGCUGUGAGAUUUCUUCCAAGUCGGAUUUCUUUGAAUUAACUUUCUCCAAGACAAAAAAAGGCAUCUUUUGAUUGCCGUGAGCUCCAAGUCCUACGUGAAAAAAAAAGCUAAUAUUUGGAAAAAAAAUCAGUGACUAUUUUGAGUGUCCAGCAUGUCAGUUUAGACAUGAUAUCAAACUCUUAAGUAAAUAAUUAUUUAAUAUUUUUACAAACAAUAACAAUCGCCACAACCUGUUUGUUCUACAUAGGCUAAUUGUUGGUAAAGUUUCAGUUUAGUUAAGUUCAGUUCAUAGUCAGAGUCUGUAUUUGAUUCCCCACAGCCGUCUGUCUCAGCCCUAUCGCUCCGCUUGUUGUGAGGUCGACCUUUACCGCGCCAGCUUGCCCUCUGACCUUCUACAGCAGGUACAGGGAGCCGUUUAAUUAUCCCGCUGUGAGGUUAGAAUAGGAGCUCUAAUCAGAGGGGCUGACGCAGCAGUCAUCAGAUAAGGCCAGGACACAUCUCAGUGUCACACCACCUCGCCCAUUCAGCCCAGGUGUUAAAUUGGCCCGAUGUAACACAACUCCUCCGGUGAUUAGCUCACAUAAGCUAGGAGGCUCACAGCGUUGGUGGGUGUCAGAGAGAAUCAGAUUGUGCUGUUUCAAAAAGAAAAAAACACAGGUCAUGUAAGCUGACUCGAUCUGCACUGCUGUGGGUGGUACUGCUUUAUUCCUUUUGCUUCUAGACAAUAGAUGUUGUGUAGAGUUUUGAGCGCAGAUAAGUGUUUCUCUCCUUUCUGCAUCAGCCACAUUUCAGAUUCCAGCUGAAAUGGGGAAUUAUAAGACAGUAAACACAUUAAAAGUUCUUCAGUCCCUCACUUGUGUUUUCUCUUUCACACACACUCUCUCUCCUGUCCUGUGACCUUCAUCAGUUUGAGUUGGACUGGAGCCUUAUUAACAAAACAAACCUGAUGGUUCUCUUAGGGAAACUAUCCUCUGGCUGAUCGGAUUACUGCUACAACUUUUUUUUUCUUUUUUAUAAAACAUGUUAGAAUAAUACACACAGAGAACACACUCUCUUUCAAACCCACACACACACACACACACACACACACACACACACACACACACACACACACACACACACACACACACACACACCACCACCACCACCAUUGAAUAAAGCCUGCAGCUUCCCCAGACUGGAUCACAGGGUGUAUAUGGUUGCAAGGUGGAGGCUUUAUCCAUGAUUAGAUGACCAAUCAGAAAAGGUGAAGUGAGAGAUUUAAUGGUUUUAUUUCAAGUAGAAACUUUGAAACUUUUUUUUUUUUUUGUGUUGGAGAUUGUUGUGAAACUUUGCCUCACCGUGCUGUUGUUUUUAAUUUUGUAGACCACUCAGGUCUCUUGUAGUUUUAGGAAAAAACUGACCAAAAAAAACAAAAUCUAAGAUACUGAUGACUAAAAAAGCUUGAAUAGAUUGAUGAGUUGCAGUGAUUUAUAUGCCAACAAAUUUAUUGAUCAUCUUUGAGACUUAAUCAUACUAAUUUCUUGUCCUCCAGGUGUAAGAUUUACUGCAUUUCUCGGUAGAUUACUGUAGUAAAUGUAAUAUUUUAGAGCUGUUGGCUGUUUGACUAAUAACUAGAUUUUCAGAUGACAGUUUGGGAUCAGGGGAAGUCUUUCUCUUUUCUUUUAAUGUUAAAGGACAUUUUAUCGGUCGACUUAUCAUUUAAUGAAAGACGGCAGUUCAGCUGUGUUGGUUUAUUACUGUCAAUAGAGCACACACCCCAUUUUACAAAAGAAUAGUUCCUAAAACACUCAUGAUAACAAUAAUACUAGUAAUAAGUUUAUUUAUAUUGCUUCUUUCACAAAGUGCUUUACAAAGAUAUAAAACAAACUCAGGAAAUGAUGCAAAAGUGCAAUAAGAGAAAUAGUCUCAUGAUCUUCCAACCUGCGACCACUUCGUGGAUGUUAUCACACCUUUACAUUUCGCCUCUCCUUUCAGUAGUCUGAUCAGGCCGCAAACAAAAAUCAGGGCUGUCAAAACAACAUAGUUUCAAUUUAUUAAUCACAGAAGAGCUCAUGUUAACCAAUGAUGACGUUUUACAUCACUGGUCACACGUUGUACUAUUGCUGCUUUAUUAAGAUAAGGUGAGAACGCACAAUGCACACGUCUCCUCUGGAUCUUAACUCCUCCUAUUCCCAUCACGAGGAAAGUCAACACACACAUAAAAAGAAGUCCCUGUUCAAUGUGAAUCUACUUCUUGCACCGUUUAAAGUUUGUAGAAAGUUGUGAUGUCAUUCAGAAACAUAUUCUUAUUGGUUGUUUGGACAAACCAUCUGGAAAUGCUGCAUCAUUAAUGACGAACCUCCACACACGGUUCAUGUGCUGCUGAGAAAAAGAAGCACGUCUCACUUGAUCAGAAAACUGAUUCAUGAGAAGAAAUACUUUGGCAACUUUUGAGAUGUUCUGGAGGGAGAUAAGGAGGGAGAGAAACAAACAGCAAGAAGAUGAUCAGGCAAAAAGCAGUGUGUGGAGAGAGCAGGGUUGUGUGUGAGAAGGUUAGCUUACAAAUCUAAACUCGGAGGACAGAGAACAAUUAAAGUGUAGGAGUCAGUGAUAACCAUCAGAUCAACCAGAUAGACGAGUAUGCAGAAUGUACGUCUAUAAUGCACUACUUUCAAUAUUAUAAAUAUGAGCCUGUAAUUAAUUGGAAUUUUUUCAAUGCACAAAAAUGUUCAAGUCAGAUUUAUGAAUAACAAAGAUAUCAUUCUCAGGUGCGGGCCUAGUUUCCAAACUGUUUGAUUGGUGGUUUUUCUAAUGACCUUCUCUUGUUUCCCCACCUACCUUGUCUCCUCUCAGAUCACCCAGUUGGAUCCGGGGUCAACUCUGCUGGAGGCCAAACUGUUCCCACAGGAGACGCUCUUCCUGGAGGCGAAAGAGUAGGCAGUGGCCCUCUGAUAGCUGAGAGGAUCGACUGACUGACUGAUAAACUGGCUGAACACACACCUAGUCACCGAGCAUGGGCCUCACCAGUCUGGGCCUGCAGACACACACACACACACACACACACACACACACACACACACAGACACACACAUAUACACACACCAGAUAAUCCUCUCAGACGUACAUCAACACACUGGCAUGCACAUCCAGUGACACACAAGUGCAAGUAAGCUUCUCUGCCCCUCGGCCUGGUCGUGGCACCUGAACGCCCCGUGUACAUGUGUUGCACAGAGGAGCAAGGACAGUAUCACAAGCACACAGCCAAACAUUCACCUCCUCUAAAGAUCCUCCCAUCCCUCUCUUUCUCCUCUAACACAACUUCCGACUUCACACACUCAACUGCUGCGUUAUGGUUUUUCUCUCACGAACACGACACUGAACUUCAGAAGAUUUCAGCGUAGAGACUGAGUAGACAAAUCUUUGUCACAGGAGAAAAAGAAAAAAAAAAAAAGAACUCGUUCCCCUUGUUUCCACAUCCAAAACAUGGAGGCUGCUUUUUUAGAACAUGGUUUUUGUGUUUGAAAUCUUAAAAAAAAAAAGAAAAAAAAAGCUUAAAAAUUGAAUAAAAUAAACAGCAAGAGGAGAAGUUGCCUGUCAGAGAUCUGGGCUGUUUUAUCUCCACCUGUAUUUAACCUUUCCAACCCCUCCUCUUCCUUCCCUCUGUCCUCUCUCCUGCACCCCUACGUCUGUCUGCUGUCUGUUGAGGGGACGAAUUGUGAUGGGACAUCUGCAGCGCCUUGAAGUGCCCCCUCAAUCUCUGCUUCCCUCUGGUUUCAACACCCACUGCUCUACACGCCAAUGGAUUGCUCACUUUUCAUUUCUUUUUUUUUUCCCUCUUGAUCCUUUUUAAGUUUGAUGCUGUAUUAGUUUUAGUUUGAUAUACAUUAUAUAAAAUAUAUGAAUAUGAACAUCAAUAUGUCUCAGCCGCAAAUCUGUUGAAACAUGACACAGCACAUAUUUCAUUAUUUUAUAUUUUGAUUUUCUAGUGUUUGAUAAUUUAAGCAUGUAAGAUAAGAUAAGCUUUUUAAUGUCUCGGUGGGAAAUUUUCCUUGGACUUCACAGUGCUCUAAUGCAAUAAAAACAACAACAAUACAUUCAUACAUCAAUUGCACAUGUUUACUUUACCAUAAAAUGUCUCAUUCAGUAGCGAUACGUGUAAAAACAAGGCUUAGAUAAAUAGAUACUUUAUUAAUCCCAAUACUUUAUUAAUUCAGAUGCUGGCCAAGCAGCCGUACAAUUUAAUAAUGUCCUCAGGGUUCAGUUUAAAGGUCUGUUUUGAGUUUUUAGCUGGUUAUGUAACAAGCAGAAAUGUACAUCAAUGCCUCUGUGUGAUCGAUAAAGACAAACACUUGUAGCGACAA
Molecule: messenger RNA, 62420 nt
Organism: Xyrichtys novacula (pearly razorfish)
Lineage: Eukaryota; Metazoa; Chordata; Actinopteri; Labriformes; Labridae
Source: the annotation of a GenBank genome assembly